CUCGUCCCCAGGCGCUUUGCCGGUUUAGAUUAGAAUUCCUCUUUCACGUGGGCUGUGUCACAGAAUAUAAAGGCAGAAAUUGACAAUUCUAAAGAGUAAAUACGGUGAGUUUUUCUUUUAUAUUCAAUCGUACUACAACAUUAUCUUAUUUGUACUGUUUACAGUUUCGUAGUGAACUGAUUCACUUGCUUUCGUCCGUUAUCUAGGCUUAUAUCCACCGUAUUUUAAUACAUGUUUACAGCUAGUUUUAAUAAUAAUACGACUUGUUGGUCCGUAUUAUCACAGUUAAUAAAACCGUGGUAUUAUUUAUAGGGAGUUGUCAAACAUUUGACUUGUUUUAUUGCCCUGGCAAACAUUUGCCAGUGCAGACAAAAGACUUAUUUGUUCUUAAAAGGUCUCAGUGAACGAUUCUGUGAGUUAUUAAACCGUGUCACGAGUUGCUUGCAAAACAUAUACUAUUUAUAGCGGUCAGGAAAGCAGGGCUUUAUUUAUCCAAGCACUUUUGUUGACCCCCGUUUUAGAAAAGAAGAUUUAGUUUUUGUGACACACGAAUGUAGCAAAGCGGCAAAGUUCCUGAAAGCUUUUGUUGUUUAGGGGCCAAUUACAUGGAGCAUUUUCAACCCCGGGGUUGAACUCAGCCCUGUUUACCAGGUUGAAAUUUCAGCCCUGUCUGUAAUACAAAACUCUACAAAAUUUUCAACCCAGAGCUGAGUUCAAGGUUCAACUCCGGGGUUGAAAUUUCAACCCUGCUUCAGCUAGCAGGGUUGAAAUUUCAACCCCAGGGUUGAACUCAGCCCUGGGUUGAAAAUUUUGUCAUGCAAUCGUUUCAACCCAGGGCUGAAAUUAUCAUGACUUAUUCGAGCAUAUGUGGUAGUGACUAUUUAUUACAAGAAAACAAAAUAAAGACUUUUUUCUUCCGGGAAUCGAUGCCGAGAAGAUAGAGUAUAUAGCGUUUCAACCCCGAGGUUGAAAUCGUCCAUGUAAUCGCAAAAAAUUUCAACCCGGUUAACAGGGCUGAGUUCAACCCCAGGGUUGAAAAUUCUCCAUGUAAUCGGCCCCUUAGGCUCUGUUGCCGUAGCCUCCUGCGCAGACGUUGUUAGUGGCCCGAGGCCUCACCUAACGUCUGCUCACAUUUGCUAUACAUUUGACUUCCCGGCAAUUAACCAAUCACAAUCAUCUACACGAUAAUUGGAAGAUCGGCCUUCAAUGACCUUCACACGCAUGGGUUAUAUCAACAAGUCUGUAGUAUUUUUAAAUUUGAAAGUUUUAACACUGCGCAUUAGAAAAAGGCUUUUCAGUCUAUUAUAAACGAAAAGGAUGUUGUCGUAAAUCUUACAACUGACGCAGGAAAUCCCUUAUUUAUCACGCCGUUACCGAAGCUAUUCGAUGUAAUAUUCGGAUUUAAAUAUUUAAACAAAUUGUAAACAUUGUAAACAUUUAGUAAUCGUGGUUUCGGUUGAUAAAUUCAAUACGAGAUCAAGUCAAAAAACUACACGAUCUAGGAGUCAGUGCUGUGUCAUUAUUAAGUUGAAUCGAGAGCGAUAAAGAAGCGAAGGCAUUGGAAGAAUGGAAAUAUUCUGACUGUAUUAUAUGCAGAGUCAUUGUUGAAGACCGAACGAUGGAAACGAAUGCUUCAACAAAUUGUACGUAUAGCAAAAUGGUUUGUGCUUUGGCUGUUGAUGCAUGAAGCUCAUGCGAUUAAAGAAUGGUAUGUAUUAUAAUAAAUCCUAAAAAUGUGUUCGCUUUUGUAAUUCCCAAAGACACAUGCAGGAAUCGAUCGGGCUUGGCCAUUUUAAUAGUCAUUAUUCAUUAAUAUUUUAUAUUGUUUAUUUAAAUUGAAUUUGUCUUUUUAUACAUUGCCUCGUAUUAUCUAUUUGCAUGUAGUACUAGCAUGCAAGUUUAUAUGAGGGCAAUUAUGAAGGGUUUACAUCAGAGGGUUGGGGCAUGUAUAUUAACUAGAAUGGCUCAUAAACUUGCUGGUGCUACGUAGAUAAUAGAUAAUACGAGGCAACGUAUAAAUCAAGACAAUAUAAAAUAACGACUAUUAAUUAAAAUGGUCAAAAAGCCGAUCGAUUGCUGUGGCUUUGAGAAUUGCAAAUGCAAACACAUGUUUAGGAUUUAUUAUAAUACAUACUGAAAUGAGCUUCAUGCAUCAAUAGCCAAAGCACAAACCGUUCUGCCAUACACUUUGUCUUCAGCAAUGACUCUGCUGUGCCAUAUAAUACAGUCAGAAUAUUUCCCAUCUUCCAAUGUCUUCGCUUCUUUAUCGCUCUCGAUUAAACUUAAUAAUGACACAGCACUGACUCCUAGAUCGUGUAAUUUUUUGACUUGAUCUCGUAUUGAAUUUAUCAACCGAAACCACGAUUACUAAAUGUUUACAAUGUUUACAAUUUGUUUAAAUAUUUAAAUCCGAAUAUUACAUUGAAUAGUUUCGGUAACGGCGUGAUAAAUAAGUGAUUUCCUGCGUCAGUUGUGAGAUUUACGAAAACAUCCUUUUCGUUUAUAAUAGACUGAAAAGCCUUUUUCUAAUACGCAGUGUUAAAACUUUCAAAUUUAAAAAUACUACAGACUUGUUGAUAUAGCCCAUGCGUGUGAAGGUCAUUGAAGGCCGAUCUUCCAAUUAUCGUGUAGAUGAUUGUGAUUGGUUAAUUGCCGGGAAGUCAAAUGUAUAGCGAAUGUGAGCAGACGUUAGGUGAGGCCUCGGGCCACUAACAACGUCUGCGCAGGAGGCUAAUGUUGCCGCCACGUUGCUCGAAUGUAACCGCAUGGUUUGUGAAUGAUAUAUAUGUAAUCUUUAUUGUAAACAUUGCACAAUACCAAAGAGUCCAUGCAUCGAUGUACUUGUAUUCGAGUGUAUUUUUUCUGCAGUUUUAAUUCACUUUUCCAGCUCAAGGUUGUGUAAAUUUUAGAUUUUAGUUCGAAAAAUUUACUUUCUAUUUGUAAUAUUUGUUAUUCUUCAAUCAUCCCAUUUCAUUUUGUGCUGAUUUGAUCGAAAUUUUUACCAGAAAUCCAAACAUAAUAAUGGUUUAAUGGUGUUUUUUUUUUUGUUUUUUUUUUGUUUUUUUUUAACAUGCAUGCCAUCUAUUAAGCAUGGUAGCUUUAUAUCAUAAACAUGUCGUUUUAUUUGGAAAAAAACCCCAGCUCAGAUGACCCUGUUUCUUGGAAUCCCAAAAACUAAAGCAUGUGAAAAUGAUUUUUUGUUGUUUUUUCUUUUCGUUGGGGGAAAGAUUCAGUUUAAAAACUCAAUCCAAGAUUGAGUUUUGACAUCCGUUUCGUUUACUGGAGGUCAGUUGGUGCUUGGAUAAAGCCCUGGAAAGAUAUAUUAUUUAUAUGAUAUCAAUUAGUGAACAACCCUCGAAAAUUUGCCUCAGCACUUGGCAAUUGCGGAGGCAAGUUACAAUUUUCAUAUUUACAAAGUACAUGUGUCUGUUCGUUUUUUGCUUAAAUUUACAAACUACACCGUCUGUUGGUUUUUUGGGUUAUCAAAACCACUUUAAUAACUUGAAAUUCAAAUCUUAGCUAGAAGGCCGUGUUGGCUGUGUUAUUGCGGCCAAAAAUGUAAAAACACGGCUAGAUGAAAUGAACGCGGCUUCAUUAUUUAGUUUUGGAUGUGCAUGUAGGUUCAUAAAAUAAGGUGUUGCUACUUAACAACAUACAGAAUUUCUUUGUAAAAUCUACUGUAGUUGUUGAAAUUGGUAAAAGUGAUCUGUGAUGUUUUAAUGUUUUGAUGGAUAAUGGGCACCAUAGUGUUUUUAAAAUGGUUUUAAAUGCCUAAGAGUUGCUAAAAUACAGUAAUUAAUUAUAAUGUCAGUGCGAAAUAUGAGCGUAUGCUCGCCUUGUAUUAAUGGUUGAAAAGCAUAGAACAACCACAGGUAUAGUCUAUUGUUGACAUUAAGCAUAACUGGAAUCGUGUUUUUAGCUGAUUCAAGGCAAUUGACAUGGGCACAUCCUGGAAAUUUAGAAACACGCCCUUCAGCCUAUAUAGGUACAAUGACCCUGCAGCCUAUAUAGGUACAAUGUUAGAAAAUAAUUGGGUCGUUCCAGAAAAGAUCCACACUUCACCCACGGAGGAAAUUUCUGCUGUCCGGAGGAGGAGGGGAGAAAAAAUUGUUUCUGAUAAUAGUAAAUGUAUUAGGACAUCCAAAAGGGUUAGAGGGGGCUAACUUCCUAUUUCCUCCAUGGGGGUGGUAUGGAUGUUUUCUGGAAUGACCCAUUGUUAGGCAAGGAAAAUUUCUCAAUUUGUCAAAUUCACUCCCUGUUUGUUGCCGAGGACUUCGGCAAUUAUUUGCAAAGGCAAAAAUAGUUGAAUUAUAAGAGUUGGUGAAAUUACUUGUAUUUUUGUCUGUAAAAGAACACAAUGACGAACGUCGGAGCGAAAUCAAAGCAAGCACAAGAUUUCAAGGGUAACACCGUAUGGUCGUCAUUAACACAGGAAGAAAUUAAAGCAAAGGUUGCCAGUGAGUUUGAAGAAAGAAAAAAACUAAAAGAGGUGCAAAAGCGCCAUUUCGAAGAUCUGCUGAAAAAGCCAAAUGUUACCGCCGUCGAUAUAGAUUAUAAGAGGUUUUAAGGCAAAGAAAUAGAUCAGCUUGCUAUUGUGAUAUGGGUAAGGGAAAAGAAACCUGAAAGUCAAUUAAAUAAAGAUGAAAUUCUUCCCAAAAAACUUGAUGGUUGCGUUGUCGAUGUUGUCCAAAAUGAAGCCACUUUGUGCAGAUUCAAUUGACCAUUUAAAUCACCUGAAAAAGCUGAGCAGGUUUGUAGAUAUAACAAUGAGUGAUGAAAUGCUAGCUGCUGAUGUCCUGCAACAAGUGUGAGUUGGUAUGCUUAAGGUAUAUCCAUCGUGUAAAAGAUAUUUUAUGUGUGCAUGAAAGAUUAGACUGCUUUUUGAUCCAGGCAAAAAAGUAAAUUCUAGAAAAGUACUUAUUAAAAUUAGUAAAAUUGCAAAACUUGGUUACGAAAUGUUGUAAAAUACUGAAAAUAUAGUCUUGCGAAGUUUGCAUAUUUUGUAUAUGUUUGUAUUACGUGCGGAAAUUGUUACCAUUUUUAAGCCGAAAAUGGUAACAAUUUCCAUAGUGAUACAAACAUAUAUAUAUAUCGAUUCGCAAAUUUCCUUCUUGAAAAUUUGAAGGACAUUUUAAUUUUGAAGAGUGGAAACACUGCUUGCAAAAACAAAAUGGCGGUCAUUUCAUAGCGAAUUUCGUAAAUUUUCUGAAGAAAUUGUAGCCACAGACCUACCAUGUCUCACGAUUUUAUGCUUUCUCACGAUCUCACGAUUAAGUCACCAAAUCUCACGAUUUUCGGAACUUAAAAAAAUCAUUGAAGAGCGCAACAUCUAGUUACAAUAAGGCACACUCUUCCAAGGAAACAUCGCACUUCAUUAGUGUAUACUAUUAAUAAUGCGCAAUGUACAACGCCAGAAUUUAGUAUGUGUAGUGUUUGUGUUACAAAGUAAAAGGCGCGUCCUGCUAAGUUUAUUGUCCUGCUAGUCUUGAUAUUACUCGUAGUUUUCUUGUUUUUGUACAUAUAUUGCGUUAUAUUUCCAAGGAACUCGUACUGACACUGGGAGCUACUAAAGCCAUAAAGAAAAAACAACCUAUUUUUAAAUUAAUAAGCCUUGCAUUUACGGUUAUAUUAACAAAAUAUAAAUGCAUACUAUCAUAAGAUUGAAUAUCUAUUGAUUAUUUUCUAGUGUUGUUAAAGUUAACCCUGGUCAUAUUAAUGAGCAAACCUGAAAAUUUCUAAGUCUCACGAUUUUUCAGUCAAUCUCACGACUUUUUAGAUAGCAACUCGCUAUUUCUGCUACUCAAGGGUUGGCAGGUCUGUAGCCAUAUUGUUCAUUUCACACAUCUUGUUAGUACAAAAUUACAAUAAUAGUCAGCAAAAUACUCCAUAUCUUCCAUUAUAGUUAAAUACAUUCGAAGUGAUUGUGAAAAUCAACCUUUUAUGUAAACCUUAUAAUACAUUGUAAUCAAUGAAUCAUUUUGCAUUCGCAAAAAGCGAAUUUACAUUUACGCAAAUUGCGAAUAGCAAGCCGCUAAUUCGAACCCAGGGGGAGUGCUGCCACUCAAUGGGUUAGAUUAAACAUGCAAAUUGUCCUUUGCCAUUGCCAUUGCCAUUGCCAUUGCAUGCCCAUUGGUAAACUGGGGGCGCCUCGGUUGUACAGGUUUGUAAUAAAAAAGCGAGCUAUAAAACAGAUGAAAAUGCAAACUUCAAGACUUGACUUCAUCGUUUGACUGUGGUGAUAAAGUAUUUAAGUGUAGUAAGAAAAAGAAUAGUUAUUUGCACAUUCAUUCAUGGUGACAAUGUUGAUUUUACAACGAUAACCUCAGACAGUUUAUAUAUGACUGUUGUCAAAUUGCUUUGCUUCAUCUGAAAAUAUGUUAGUUUUAUGCACAGUUUUAUGUCACACAAAAUGCUGAAAACAGCAAACAUUGACAAAAUAUAUUUUGUUAUAAACCGUAUUUUAUAGGUGUUCGGAACGUGUAUGAAUACGUAAUAUAAAUACAAACUUAAUAAGUUCUUUGAAUGUUUGCAUGGCGAUAAAAUAUAAUUGUUUUUGUUUGUGGAAACACCACGUAAAUUUAUUACUGCAAAGCUUUCGAUCCGUAAGCCCGGAUCUUCAUCAGUGCUAAUAAUAUGCUAGUGCCUCAUAUUAUUAGCACUGAUGAAGAUCCGGGCUUACGGAUCGAAAGCUUUGCAGUAAUAAAUUUACGUGGUGUUUCCACAAACAAAAACAAAUACAAACUUGUUUGGUAGUUCAAUUGAUGUAAUUAAGAGGGCUUUCAUUUUAGCUAUCGUUGCACUAUUAUGAGCCUGCGAUUCCUUGGAAUGUCACGUUUGUGACACCCCCCCCCCCCAAAAAAAAAAAAAAAAAAAAAAAACGCAGGAAGGCCUUCGACUCUGGCUCUGCCCAGGCUCUCGGGCUCUGCCGGCGUAAUUAGUAAAUAUAUAUGUAUGACCUCACAUCCUUUCAUUUCACAUGUACUUUAAUUAAAGAGCGUUGACAAUAGAUUUGCAAUUUCCUCCAAAGUCAUUAAGCAUGAGAAAAGUGGAUUUAGCAUGUUGAAACAUAUAGGAUUUAGCAUGUUGAAGCCUGUCAUAUAAGAUCAUGUAUUGGAAAAAAUAAAAAUAAAUCUAUAAGCUACUAUUUUCACUGGUUUGUGCUGUCAGACGUUCUUCCUGGAGGUCCAGUAAGGGGGAAUCCUUACAAGAGGAAUCCUUAACUAAACAUUUUUUAUACCGAAUAGCUAUAAUAUUUCCAAAUUCUACCCCUAUACGUUCAGUAAGAAUGAGACCUGGCAGUCGCACGACCAUGGUUUAUAGCUGUUUUUUAAUGCUUUCCCAACAUUAUCAUGUGUUUUAUUUAAGUUGAAACGUAGUUGGAACACUCAUCGAACCUUAUAUUUUGUUAAUCUAAAGCUUGAAAUGUCGGCUGUAAAAAUUCGUGACUGCCAAUUCUCAUCAACACUACGCUAGGAAUUCGGGGUAAAAACUCGGAUAAAACAAUAAAGAGGAACGCAAUACAACGCGGAAAUCUCGCCCGUGAUUUCGAAGACUAAAUCGUGUUUACAUAAUUCACAAAUGCUAUUGUAACAGAUAAAAAACAAUUGCAUAAUCUCUUGGAAAACAAAACGUGUCAUAAUUCGCUCGUCAGCGUACGUACCACAAAAAAUUUCUCAAAUGAAUUGUUUGCGUGAGUCGACACAUUUUAAUCGUGUUUGCACAGUGUUGCGAGCAAAACAAUCAUCUAAUCUGUGACAAUAAAGGGUGUCAUAAUGCGUAAUAAGCAGCCACGAAUCAAAGCUCUUCGUAUCCAAUUGCCGCCGUUUAUUCAACGUGCAGUUGCACACACAAUUUGAGUGUUUAAAUCCGUCCGUGAAAUUCUAGGCUCCUCGCAGCCUGAAAUUUUGUUCAAAGGAUGUUUCGAAAUUUCCGGUGGGGCCUGCGAGCAGGCUAUGAAAUUCUGGGUAAAUGUGCAGUUACAAAAAAAACGAGUCUUACGAUCAAAAAGAUGCUUUAGAUAUGUUUGUUGGCUUUUGGACUCUUUGGAAAAUGUCAAAAACACAGUUCUCAAGCUUGAAAACAUAAACAUUCAUAAAAUUACUGCAUUGAUAAUUAAAGUCGCUCGGGCUUGCAGCGUGUUCGCUGAGCGUACCUAUUUUUUCGGUUACGUUACAAUGCCACUUUCAUUGAAAUCUUUGAAUCUAAAAGUUGUCUUUGAAAGGGGAUCGCCUACAUAUAUAUAUUAUUAUAAGUAACAGCUUAUUUUAGCAGAACAAACAAUUUACUUGUUAUGUCAAAAGACAUUUUGCAAAGUUUGUAAAUAUUUCUGUCUCCUGUUCCUGUUCCUAUACGGAAAUAAUUAAAUGUAUUUCAUCUCCAAACAGCAAUGCGGUAGCUUGGUAAAACAUCUAUUUGUUCGCGUGUGGCUACAAAUUAACAAAGUAUAAACAUGUAACUAUUAAUUAGCAGUGUAAAACAUGGCAAAAGACACGUUUCUUAAAAUAAAACUCGGAUUUCCUGGCCAUAUUUCUACCAAACCAUUUAGGGCAUUGCUCACAAUCAAUACAAAAUUCAUUUAAUUUAUUUGACUAUUUUUAUAUUUUUCAUUCACUUAUUACAGCUUAUAAAAAACUUAUUGCUCAACAUAUUUCUUAAAACCUCAUAGACAUUUGCAUAAACUAUAGUUAUCUUUACUUCCAUUUUUCGAGAAAACAGUCGAAAAAUGAAUUCUUUAAUUUUCUGAAUUUUUAUGGAAUUGCUUUGGACAUGGAAUUUGGAUCCAGUUUUGAAGUCAGUCCUGUCAGCGCAUAUUCCACAAUACAGGUUUUGCUCUGUAUCGUAACAAACACUAUAAUGGUACAAAGAACCGCUUAAAGGGGCCUUUUAGUUUUGACUUGAAGCCAAACUCCCAUAAAGAAACAUUCACAUGCAGCAUGCCAAGUAUUUCUAAUUUGGCCAAACCUCACAUAUUAUUUCCUCAACAAAUUUUUUUAAAUUGGCAUGUGGUUACUCCUAGUGCGAAUAUUUGUCCUUAAAACAAUCUGGGAUAGCUAUAGGGCGGAUACAGCAACUUUAUAAACAAUAUUGUGGUCAUUUCUUUAAGUGUUUUAAUGUAUGUGGUCAGCGAAUACAGCAGGAAUGCAGGAAAUCCAUAUGGGGAUGCAUGCAUGGGGAUCUUUUAGAAUGUAUUUUAUUAACCGACGUCAAGUUUGGUUAUUAUCUCAUUCUUUUGUAACUUACAAAUGUUUUAUGGGCUCUAUUUCGUAUAUACUAUCAAAGUGUUACUUAAUUAAUAAAGUAUUAAAAAAUUAUCUUUUUAUUCAUGAGAAAACCAAUAAACGCAAAAACUAUAGUGGGGUUUCUGGUAGGAUUUUCAUGCCACGAUAUAAUGUUUAUUCUGUAUAUACACAUGCAUAUUGCUUCAGAAUAGUAUGUAAUUUUAGUAUAUGCAUUUAAUAUAUGGGAACCAUGCAAUUAAAUCAAAUAAAAAAUGUUCAAGUUAAAAAAUUAUUUAUUUACUAUUAUUUACCUUAAUAUAAUAAACCCAUACAUAAACUCGAAUUAUUAAGUUAAAGUAGGCUAAUUAAUUACUUAAAAAUUGUAAGAACCUCAAAACAGUAUUUAGCUAUGUACCAAAAUCAAUAUACAUAAAAAUCUUGGUUGUUAAUAAAUGAAUAAAAUGAAUGAUAAAUUUACGUGGUUUUUCCACAAACAAAAAGUAUUAAAAUGAAUGAUCAAUUUUACAAAUAUUUAUAUCAAUAAAAUAAUUCCAAGAUCAGCGGACUUUUUGUUUGCUUUUUUUAUAUGAUAUUUUUUAUAUGAUAUUAUUGUUAUGAUAUUAUUUUUUGAUAUUAUUUUUUCACAUGAUAGUGCACGCUCUUCAACAUAUUGUCCGUGCAUAAUGGCUCAAAAUAGUUGGACCAAAUAAUACGUGUGCAUGACGUUAUACGCACGAGCUGGCCAUAUCGUAUAUACUGAAUGGAUUUUCGGCUGCCCCAUUUUAUGGAAAGGGUGUGCUGGCUUGCAUGUUCAGGUCUUGCACCAGUAGCUGGGAAGAGUGGUUUUCGUUGGCUCGAUUUGACAAUUGCUUUUGUGUUUACAACAAUGAAUUGCUUCGUUCUUUAGAAAACCCCCAUCCAAUUGGAGACGACCUUCCGAGGCACUGCGAGGCUUCCCCCCUUGCAAGCCCCCUCCCGACUAUACCAAUUCCAAACUCAUCGAGUAAACAAAUGAAAUACCUCUACACACCUCCUACCCCCACAUCUCUUAAUUGUUCUUAGUGUUAUAUGACUUAUUUAAUUACAUUUUUUAUCAAUCUUAAAAAAUAUUAGACCUCAUGCAAAGGUUGUCUGGACACCUAAACGUGUCCUGAAACAUUUCAAUUUUUUUAGAACGUGCGUUAUGACAGGACAUUCUCCAUUUAAUUAAGCAUACAGAUAACAAACAACUUACACACAGCAAAGACGGGCAAUUAACUACAAGUCUCUAAGCAACAUUGCUGCUAUGAAAACCAUACAGUGCAGUUUUCGUACUAUACUCGCGUACAUCGCACUGCUUGUAGUGAUGCACCGAUAUGGAAAUUCACCGAUAUUCCGAUAACCGAUAUUGAAGGACCGAUAUUUUGCCGAUACCGACAUCGAUAUUCCAUGUCAUUUCACAAAAUUCAAAGAUGACAUCAUCAGAUUACCGAUACCGAUAUUUCUAUUUUAGUACCGAUAAGCCGAUACACCGACAUGGAUAUCGAUGAAUCAAUAACUGCUUGUUUCCAGUGGCCAGCUGUUGACAAGUCUGGGACAAGUUGUUAUAAUCUUGUAACAUAAGGCAAACAGCAUCGCAACAAGUGACAGUUGAUAUCGUCUGCGCAUAACAAGUUGUUGACAACUUGGUGACAACAGGCAUGCACGCAGCAACUUGUUACGAACAAUCUUGUUGGAACAACGUGUAGUAUUAAGUCUGUUCCAUUAAUUGACCUUGUAUUAAACAACGUAAGAUAACAACUUGUUCCAGACCUGUAGCAACAUCUGCAGGCUGGACAACAACAUUGCAUGUUACAUGCAAUUUGUUUGUAGUUCUGUAACAAUUUGUGCGCGUUUCUGCGUACGUAUAUAUAUGCGUCAUGCGGCCUGUGUUUAAAGUUUCAAGAACCUUUUAAUAAAAACAGGCAGUUUUAAAUUAUAGAGCUAUACUGUUAUAAAUGAACUUAAUCUUGUGGACUAGAUGCCUCGACGCACCACGAUUUUAUAAAUAGAACGUCUAGAGGUCUCUAGAUUACUACGCUUGUAGUUUUUAAGACAAUGUCAAUGUAUUGGAAAAGGCUUUUAUCCUAUUGUUCGGCAUGACGCGAAACGUACGUGCAAAUUAUACAAUUGUACCCAAAAAAUAAAGCUUCUUUACUAACCAAAGCUAAAUUUAUCACAUAUUUUUGGCAGCGUUGCCAUAUGCAGCAAUCACAACAAAUUUUAAAAACGUCUAUAGAAGGAAAAUGGUUCCCGUUCAGCGAAUUCUGUAGUGGGUAUUAUCAAUAUGCAAUUCUUCCAGACCAAUGGAUGGUAAAUUGUAAUAGCACUUGGAAGGCGAAACAAUGAAAAUAUCAUUUAACCUAUAACUAUUGUUGUUUCAGUCCAUACAAUAUUCCCAUUUUGAAGGGAAAGGUGCAUGACAUCUCAGUGCUAUAUAAAGACAAUGUGGAUCAAUGUAGUAUAUACCUAUAGAAAUUGAUCUUGAAAACCAAAUGCAUGUAUUAAAGGCCUGCAUGUACACAGUAUCCCACGAGCAAAACAAUAUUAAACACUGAGAGAGGGAACCUGGGACUAGGCCGAGGCCAAAAAAAGGUGAAAGGGGCAUUGUUGUCGGCAUCAAAUGUAUUAACACUCUUUUGGAAGUUUUGGGUUUUAAUGAGUAGAAUUUUCUACAUUGAUGCGUGAUGUUUGCCAGACAGUCUGGAACAAUGGUCAAUGACUGUCCAUAGAAAUCCAUCGUUAAAUAUAAAUGCAUGUAUAUAUUAGAAGCUCUUCCCAUGCAUGGGUAGACUUUCAUAAGUAUAGAAUCAUAUUGAGACCUGGGUUGGCUAUAGACAAUGUGGAACAAUACUCUGUUACUACCCAUACAAAUUCACCUACAAAUGAAUGUGUAUACAAUUAAAAGGUUCGCGAAAUGGCUAUUUUCUCCCUGGUGUGAAGUUUCAUUUGUUGGGUAAUGGAAAACACACACACAAAAGGUCGAACUGUCGUGUUGUAAUGAGUUUGAAAAUUAAAAUGUCAUAUAAACGUCUUCACCAUUGUAGUAGUUUAAUUACAAUAUCUGGUCAAGCGAAAAAUAUGACAGUGCAAAUAUCGCCAACCUUGGAAAGCAAAUAAACUAAAAUUUUGCCCAAAAAUAGAAAGAAAAAGGAAACAUUUUUGCUCAGCCAUUAGUCUUUUACAAGGUCGGAUAAAAUGGCGAAACAAGUCUUCCAUCUUGGAGUUUGAAUCAAGACUAUUGAAAAACAAUUGAAAUUAAACAUCAAAUCUGUUGUAUGUAAAUGUAAAUUUUACGUGUAUCGGUGUUUGUUUUUCAGCAAUUCAAAUUGGCGUUAAAUUAUAGCCCUCCCUCAUGCAAAAGUAUUUUUCAUUAUAGGUGUGGGCCUAUUAAGAGGUUGCUAGACUACGAACACUGUAUUUUUGCACAAAUACUGCACAUUACCAAUACACCUAAUUCACAUCGCCUUCGGGUAUUUUCAUAAUUAUCUAUAUGUACACAGUGUGGAACGAGAUUAAAAGCUAAUCCGUCACAUAGCUUUAUUUCACAGCUCAGAAGAUUUGGGCAUGGUGUUCAAAUCUAUGACAUAAACAUGAAAGAUUGUUAUCAAAGAAUACACCUAUAUGAUCCGCUCAGCUGCAGUGGCGUUUGCUUAGGCUCGUUAACAUUCAGUUCAUAUUAGCCUGCGUGGCAGGCCCUCGAUUUUAUGGGGGGCCUGAUUUGCAAAUCAGGCCCCCCCCCCAUAAAAUUGAGGGCCUGCCAAAAUCACCCCACCCCCACCCCAUAAAAUCGAGGGCCUGCCACGCAGGCUAAGUUCAUAUUAGUAGGUAAUUGUACUGUUUCGAGUGCAAUUUGGAAAAAAAACAUGCACGAGUGAGUUUUUCAAAGACUAUCAAAAUUGCACGAGGUGUCCCAGUUGUAACAAGUUUGUAACAGCUGUUAACAACUUGUAACCGAAGCUUGAUGGCAUUAUCAGACUUGUUACAAGGUUGUUCUAACAACUGUGACGGGACAAGGUUGUAACAUUGUUAUAUCAUGACUGUGCUGAGUGGUUAUAUUACUACCUUAAACAACCGUUGCUGCAACAAGCCUGAUGAUAUCAACAUGGUGGUUACAAGCUGUUAACAGCUUGUUUCAAACUUGUUGACAACUUAGAACAAGCAGAGCGAACACAACUUGUUGACGACUUGUUGGCAUGCAGACAUGCUGUUUCUGUACAAGAUGUGAGAUGUUUGCGUGGGUGCACAGGGUAUAACCGGAUACUGUAUUAUAUUUACGUAAACGGAUAACCAAUUAACCAAUUUUGGGCAUAAUUGGGCAUAACUUUGCCAAACUACCUGUUACAGAAGUCCAUUAAAUUAAAUUGUUUCUGUUACUAUAAUACAAAACAUAAAGUCCAUUAUUUCAAACCUACACGCUUUUUGUUUUAGCAUAUAAUUACAAUACAAUAUAUGACAUUUCUUUGCCUUAAGGCUGUUGCAAAAGUAUUCUUUAUUCAAAAAACCUGUUUGUUACCUUUGCCAUUGAAAUAUUGCUAUUGCUUAUACUUAUAAUUGAUGCAAUGAGCACACGCGAGGUAAAUAAAGACGUUUCAUAGUAUCAUAGGAUUUUUACCGUGCAAUAUAUAUGUAUUAUCACCGGAUCAUUAUUUUGUAUAGUGAAUGUCCAUGCCAUAUCAGCUCUAAACAUUCUAAACAUGCUGUUCCUAGUCCCUAUGGUCAUUGUUUACUAACUUAUUGUGUUUAUUUACAGUAUUUCCGGAAACUUCAGCCGUUAACACAAUCACAAAAUUUAAAAGAAGAAGACAAACAGGAAAGCGGCGAAGCGGAGGUCAUAGCUGUACGGGUGGGAAAAAAAUGAGGUGGGCGGACAAAAAUGGUCGCCGUUGAUGGAAAUUGCCCGAUAUUAACAUGGGUUUAUUGAUAGAUGAAAAAAAAAGGAUAAAAAAAUAUAUGAGUAUAUUGCUGAACCCAGAUUGCAGUGGACAUAUAUGCAGAUAACAUAUUCAUAUUUGUUAUCCAAUCCUUAUAUUGUUGUCAUGGUAACAAAACACUAUGAUCACGAGUAAAAUAGAUAAAAGAAGAUAAGACAAUCCAUGACAACUGUAAAUUUGAUCGGUCAACAAAAAUUAAAUUGAAAUAUUCAAUAUGGCCUAAAAUGACACUAAGGAAUGUACAAUGUUUGUCAUGGGAAAAUGUUUACAAUAAGGUCAAAUAGAUCUCUGUGAUUGGUAGAAUUCGGAGGGAGGGAUCAGGACAUAGUUUACUUUUAGUAAUUUUAAUUUUAUUCCGUCUCAGUCUUGACUUGCAAUCAUAAAAUCAUAAAUAUUUGGACAUGCAAUGGACGCUUUAGACUAAAUUUUAAUCUAAGUAAGAACAACGAAAUCUAUCACCAUAGCUAGAAAGAGCGUCUUGGAAUUAGUAAUAUUACAAAGUUUGGUUGCGAAAUGUUGUAAAAUACGGAAAAUAUAGCCCUUCAAAGUUGGCAAAUUUGUAUACAAAAGUAUUACGUGCGUGAAUUGGUAACUAUAUAAUUAGUUACCAAUUUCCGCACGUAAUAGAAAUGUAUGCAAACUUCGUAGAGCUAUCUUUUCCGUAUUUUACAACAUUUCGCAACCAAACUUUGCAGUUUUUCUAAUUUUGAUAACUUCUUUCCGAAAAUAUCCUUUGUUAUUCCCAGAUUAAAACUUUUUCUAAAGCGCAAAUCGUCCAUUGUGUAAAGAUUUAAGCUCGAUAACAGGACUCUGUAGCUCAGUUGGUUAGAGCUCGCAUCGGAAUCGCAUGGCCAUGCACAUGUUCGAUUCAUUCAUGCCAAGGUCCAUAUAUAGUUGCAUUUUCGCAGUUGCUUCUGGUUAGGUCUAAAUAUGUAUAAAAUUCACACUAGAAAUUUUCAUCUACAGAAAAAUUCUUCAACAUCUCUACCAAGCCCUAGUUCAACCACACUUUGAUUACUGCUAAAUGGUUUGGGGUAACUGUGGUCAUGGUGAAUACUUAAGAGGGAAGCUUCAAAACCGAGCUGCUAGAGUUAUUACCGGCGACCCAUAUGAAAUACGCUCGAUUGAUAUUUUAAAGAAACUAGAAUGGAAAACGUUAAGUGAAAGAAGGGAGGAACAACAACUAAAAUACGUAUCAAAAGCUCUUACAUGCCAAUGUCCUAAGAACAUUUCGGAUAUGUUCAGAUUAUCCAACUCUGUGAGAUAUGAAUUACGAAGCAAUAAUAAUAAGUUGAUGUUGUCAAAGCCAAAAACAAAUUCAGUGAAACGUACUUUCGGUUACGCUGCUGCUAAAGUUUGGAAUGAGACAAAUAAAAACUCUUGAAUUAUCUUUUAUCUUAUUUGGGUGGGGUUUGAGUGUGAAGAUUUCACUGUUAUUAUAUGGGGAGGGUGGAUGGGAGUUUCUUAUACUGUUUGUAACUACACGGCCUAAUGAAAAGCAACGAAAGCCUUGUAAAUAUUUUAUAGUUGAUUAGCUACCGUGUAUAAAGAUGUUUUAAUAAUAAUAAUAAUAAUAAUAACAUAUUGUAUAGGCAGUUGCGAUAUUGAAAAAAAUCGAUAUCGGAAAAAAAUAUCGAUAAUAAUAUAUCGACUAUAUCGAAUUAUGCAAAUGAGAAAACGUAAUUUAAUCAACCAUGUAUACAUUGUGUACAUAUCACAAACAGUUAAAAAGAAAUGCAUGAAACCAGUCAUGAUACGUCUCAGAGACUUAUUAACAACGGUUUAUCUGUUUAUGAAAGUUUAUUAAAGAUAUAUUUACAAGCCUUAAGGCUGCAUUCCAGUUACGCGUUUUUCAUACGUGCGUACACGCACGUAAAAGUUGAAUUCGCUUUACAUCCUACUUAUGAAAUAACUAAAUUUAUAAAAGGAGAGCAUUCAGUUUUGUGUAUGAUUUAAUGUGUAUUUGUUAAAGUUAUUUGCACUUAUAUGAAAUUUUAAGCGAAUUCAACUUUUACGUGCGUGUACGCACGUAUGAAAAACGCGUAACUGGAAUGCAGCCUUAAGAAUGGUUUCACAUUACGUUUGUUCGCAAUUGCCGCCAUACACACGUUGUCUAAACUUCACUGGUGAGAACAAUAAUUGCCGAAUAAUCGGAGAUUAAGUUGUUUAGUUACAACUUUCGAUAUCUUCGUAUGCGAAAAAUCGAAUAUCGAUAUUUUUGAAAUAUCGAUAUUUAUCCUAUCGCAAUUGCCUAAUAUUGUACACUAGUAAUAACUCCAAAUUCACGUCGAUAUCGGUCAACAGAAAAGGAAACAAAAAUUUACAAUUAGAACUGAUACGGUUUGCGGUCGAAAGGCUGGAAAUUUUUGCAUGGGAAUUUAUACAAUCCAAAAGGAUUUUGUUAUGAAAUAUGAUUCCAUGUAGCACCUGGAAACACCAGGCUACGGAUGUUUCGGUUGGUAUUUGACACGAAAAGGAAGAAUGACAGGAUUAAACAACAUGAUUCAGAAUUCUAACCAUUUCUCGCGACUGUGAACCACUAUGCUACCAAUAUCCCGCAGAAAAUUUCCAUUCAUCAAUCGCUAAAAUAUUUUGUAAACUUUAAAAGGCAAAUCCAGUCGUGUAAUCAUUUAGCCCAUCUAUUUGCAUUUCGUAAUAGUUUUCAGUAAUUUGAAACCUGCGUGAAUACUUCGUCUUGGACCUUCGUAUUCAUCAAAACUUUUUUUUAUAAAAGCAGUAUAAUAAAUAUAUAGAUUUUUAAUGUUAAGCACGCACUACUUUUAAGAUUUAUAUUGAAGAAAAACUUAAUUUUAAGUAAACCCUUUGUUUUUAACAACAAUUAUAUUAUAAUAUAGUCUCUUCAUACUUUUUUAGCCUACAAAUGAGAAAUGUUUCCAAACUAUUUUUUAUUUUAUUUUAUUCAUUUCGUCAAACAUAACGACAUGCCAACGUGGCAACGAAAAAGCCAGAAACACCGCCAAAACAACAACGAAUGGCGGGGAUACUACAACAGGAUAAACCAAUAACUUUGAGACCUCAUUAUAAAUAUGUGAACACGUUGUGUGAUUGGCCUUCUGAAAUAAAAGUGUUCAGUGUUUAUGACUCGUUCUUGAGAAAUGUAAUUUAAAUAUUUGAUUGUCUUUUAUUGUAAUAAUCAAUCUCAAAGCUUGUUCGUGCACAUUGGUACUCAUGGGUGACCUUAUGGGCCCCUGAUGCAAUUAACGUUUAUGUACAUAUCAUUAAACCUUUUUCCGACACAUAUAUAAAUUUUAGGUUCACACAAUCCUCUAAUUGACUCAUUGAAUAAUCUGCUGUGUCCUUCCUGGAUAUUUUCUUAAAACCCUUGAAAUUGAUGGAAAGGGUGGAAAACAUAUGACGUGGGUAACAGGAUCCACAACACCUAUUAUCAACCAAGAUUAUUAAAGUUUAAUAUCUUAUGAUAAAGAUAGGAAACAACUAAAUUGUUCAUUAUUAUUCUUUUCACCUUCUCUUAAACCACUUUCAAUUAACAUGCCAGUGAGCAGAAUUGCAGGAAAGAGGUCACACGUACGAAACGUGAGCCAAUAGCUAAACAUACACGCCUUUUCUACAAACUAUUAUUAUUAUUAUUAUUAUUAUUUCAUGAAUAUUUAAACUUAAAGCCAGGACAAAACACUUCAGUAAAAAAUUACUGCUUAGUCCAUAUAAAGUGUUGAUAAUCCCAAUAAAAUAAAUUUCACUGUAGAUUACCUUUCCCCAUUAUUUACUCAUUAAAUAAUGUAUUUUAUCUUUCUGCAGUUUUAAUUGUCAAGUUAGCGGGAAGGAUGGAAAAUAUGUGACAUUGAAAAGGUUCUAUGAAUCUAUUGUUAUAACCAUCAUUGUUUACUGAAAAUGGAAAAAAAAAACAAGAAAAUUGUUCAAAAUUAUCAGUCACUAUACCAUUUAAAUUAUUUGUAAUUAUACUUAAUUCCUGUUGUUUUACAUACAACAGUUUUUAAACUGCAUUAGUGGAAAGGGGGGGGAAAUUACGAGCGGAGUUAAAAGUUCCACAAUGCCUAUUAACCAUCAAUAUAUUUAAGUUCAAUUAAUAUCUUAUACAAUAUGAAAUAGGAAACAACUAAAGUGUUUGUAAUGAUUAUAUUCUCUUUAUGAUAAACGAUUUUCAAUUGUCAUAAAUGAUUUUGGAGAGAAAAAGGUCAGAGGUAAAACGAUGAAACAGGAAAAAAUAAUGAGAUAUAUUUUCCAAUCAGACCAACCUUUCCGGGAUAAAAUUCCCUGUUGCGUUGCCAAAUUUGCCAACCAUAAAAUGGUGUCUUCUUUAACAGGAAACACUAAAUUUUCUACCUUAAUGUAUUAUGCUGUCUAACAAGCAGUAUAUAUAUUGAAACAUCUGUUUUCAUUUAUAUAUAAAAAAGUUAAACCAUUUACUGAUGUUAAUGUAAAGGUAGCCCUUUCUCCUCAAUUAUUUUAAGACCUUGAGUAGAGGUCCGACCAAGGAUUGAACCCGGGUGUCAGCUUAGGAUUGAACCCGGGUGUCAGCUUAGUGAAAGGCAAGUGUGAUACAAGUGAUGCUGUAAAUAAAUAAUACCGUUCAUUAUAGCAAGCGUGAUACGUCCAAAAGCUGUUAUUUAUUUUAAUUAAAUAUAAUAAUUGUGUUAAAAAUAUUUCUAUUUUAAUGCGCGAAAUAUUUUCCAUUCGUUAAGAGGUUAUCUAUUUUCCUCAGCACGCUAUCAGUUUACCGACAGUCACACCACGAGUUUUCGAUACAAAUUGGAUAUCACAUACAAUCGCUAUUGAGCAUUGUAAGCACCGCGAUAUACAUAAUAACUGAAAUUGAAUAGUAUCGCGUGCUAUCUACCAAAUUGCUCAAGCGGAUCGAAAAAAGCACACAAAAUUCAAUCAAAUGGGCCGACUCAAUUCGAAUUGAAUCUAAUUUGCAAUCGUUAUGUCGUUAGUUUAACUUAGCGCAAAUCUCUUGGCUGACUAUAAAUUGACACCAAAUGUGGGUUUUCUAGUUUGCCAGCAGACAUGGUAUUCUAAUUAAAUCCACAUCGCACGAGCUCAGUUUCAUUUUGAAAGUAGCGUUUUAAGUGAUUUUAGCCAAGGGCUACACAAGUAAUUGUCUACCUCAGAACAAUGCAAAUAGCAUUUUGUCAGACAAAUCUAUUCAAUGCAAAUGCUGAUGUGCGUUUUUGGCAUAGAUCGAACGUGCAUAUAGCAAUGGUCAUAGGAGUGGCAAGCGAAAGCCUCGUAGUAAAUUAACACUGGAGCAAUAAGGGAUGACCCUUACGUUAACAUUAUUUUAGAGAGAUCUAAAAUAACUUUUCAAAGUUGAGUCCAUGUUUUCCCUUGCGCGCUUGGUAAUACUGCCAUAAAGACAGUUUAGGUCUUAAGUUUUUGUUGCAAGCUGUCGUUCUCUCUAACAUCGGUAGGCACUAAACUUUGACCUAUUCCACGCAAUGCCAAUGAUUAUGGGUUUGUGGAGCAACAACGUCAGAUACCCUCGCCAUAUUGCAUGAACAUUUCUAACAUAACAUAAGCCCCGGUCAAACGAGAAUGAGAGUUGACAAGCGAGAGUUUGCAUGAGAAUGUUCUCAACUCUCAUGCCCCGGUCAAACGAGAACAAGAGUUGCGUGAGAGUUGAUGAAAGGUGACUGGAUAUUAUUAUAUACACAAAUCAAAAUUUGAACCACCUCGAUGUUGACGAUGGUCGGCGAGACUUUGCGGUCAAACGUGAACUCAUAACACAUGUGACAUGUCGAAAUCGGAUAUUCCGAUACAUUUCAAAUAUAACAGUACAUUAAUUAAAUGUUCAAUAUAAAUAAUAAUGCUACCACAUUUAUCUAUUAUACUGUAUAGAGUAAAUAAUUGCUAUAGUUUUGGUUUUCAACAAUAAUCACUCUGUGUUGUUUCUUUGCAAUUAAAUUAUGAAAACUAAUCGUUUAACGCGUCAAAACCAUAGUCAAAACAUUUUCAUUGGGUCACCAUAACACAAUAUCAUGGCAUUGUUUAUUUUGCAGGCAAAAGUAUAAUCAUUUGAUCAAGUGAAUUUUGAAUAUUUGUAACAUUUUAUCACCACCAACAUAAAUGGUCACAUAUUUUAAAUCAAUGAACAUUGAAUAUUUUACAUGCAAAAAAAAUAUAAUCACUUAAGUAUACCCUCUAGGCAUCCAAACAAAAAUUUAUAAUCGCUUGCUGAAGAGUCUAUAAGUACUGUAUCCUCUAGCGCAUUGAAAGAUUCUGGUCCGUAUUAUAAACGAAAUUUGCGAUUGUAUAUUUUACAGGCCAAAGUUUGUAAUCGCUUGACUAAGUCACUAUAAAGUCCGGACUAGGCUUGUUUCGAGUGUAUUUCGAUUACGGCUUGGUAGCUGUUUACAAUAUAUAGUAUAUGAUAUAUUAAUAGGAGCUUGAAUACACGUAACACGCUUGGUAAUACAUUUUAUUAUGAUAUGAAAUGAACUCUCAGGGCCUAUAUAUAGACUAUUCAAUAAAUACUAUUCUCACACAAAGCUGGGAGCUGCUGCAGCCAACCGCCGCAACACUAGUUCAGGCGAUGAAAAAUUGCGUCUGUCAUGUAUUAGACACAUUUUCAUGCGACUUUUGAAUUGUGGUAUCACUCAGUCAACCAGACUGCGACAUAGUUUGAGAAAAGCUUUUGGGAUUCAGAUUUAAUCUUUCCUGGCUUUAAGGACAAACUUACAAUAGUCAAAUGCAAAUCAAGCGUCUGGUUGUCUAGUUAAAUACAGACAAAAUACCCGUACCAAAAAGUCAAAAUAGAACUGUUAUGUUUUUUUUUGGUUCACACUUUUUGGUCGUUGGUACUUUUAAUACCAGGCACAACUGUAAAUGCAACAGAUGUACCUAUAAAUUGGUGAAUACCGAUUUAGUUAUAAUUAAGUUAUAAACAUAACAUAUAGACUUAAAAUCUUUUCUUUAAUAAUUGUGGCUACAUAUCGUGUUUUAAAAAUAUAUGUAAUGUGGUAUAGCAUACACCAUGCGCCAAUUGCAGUGUCAGAUAUAGUAUCUGAUGUGACGAAGGGCUUUCAUCGAAACCAAAUUUUGCAUAUACUGAAUGCAACAACCUAUACUACAAAGGACUCGUAUAAAAGAGUUCGCUUAACGUUUUUAGCAACAUCGUGGUUUAUACUUGUUAUGCAAUUCAGCCGAAGAAGGGUGCUAAACGAGUAAGCGGUUAAUCAAAUUACCAUCGAAAUGUUUGAUAAUAAUUUUGAAUAGUUUGGGCAAGGCGUCUAGCAAACUCGAAUCGACCACAUGAAUUGUUGACCACAGCAAUUCCGAUUAGCAUUAUUUAGCAAAAGUUAAAGCUAUCAUAGCUUUCUACUCUAACCAAACAGUCGAAAUGAUACGCUCUGCAUGUAGCGAUACUCGGACAUUUUAACCAUUUCCACUGCAAACCGUCACCGCAUGUCGUUGACACACUGACCAUAUCUUAAACGUCGCAUUGUUUUGGCUUCGUGAGUGAAGCAUUAAACAUGUCAGCGAAACCAAACAGAGGAUUAGCCCGCUUUCGCUUGUAUAUUUUCGUCGAAAUAGCGACAAUUAGGUGAAUGCGAUGUGUUUUUACCCAUGACAGUAACUCAGUGCAAACUAUGCUGGCCAAUUGAUAUAUUACUAGGCAAAUACCACACGCGCAAUUUGUAUGCCAUCCGUAAUUAUAUUGGUUAUUUCGGAAGAAAAUAAGGAUUAACUCGCUUUUGCUUGUAUAUUUUGGUCGAAAUAGCGGCCAUUAUAGAAAACACAAUAUAUUUCUAACAAUAAUAAUGUGCAUUACCACAUAUAUACCAGCGUAUUAGCUAUUAAAUUGGCUAUUAAUUGGCGAAUGCCUCGUAACGUCUCAUAAGUGUUACUAUAUUAACUUGCUACAACGAGUGUUUUUAUGCAAAACACAAAAUCGGUAAUUCCAAGUAUACGAACAUUUAAAUAUAUAUUCUGGCUUUCUACAAUGCUUUAGUCAUUGUCAGCCAAAUAACGAUGGGGAAAUAUUAUAUUUAUUUGGAAUAACCGGUUUUGUUUGUGUAUUUGCGUAUGGUAUCGCGGUCGUAUUAAAUGUCGGUGCGAUAUAGUACUGCACUGAACUGUCUUAACUUAAUAAACUCCGUUUUAUUUAUUUAGAACAACUUUAGUUCAUAAUCUACACUACUUCAGGACAAAAGUAAAGGGGAGUUUUCCACAACGAAGAGAUUCCACACAAUGCUAACUUAUAGAAGGAGUCGCAUAUUCAAUCGAUCAGUUUGUAUUGGUAUGUUAUCGAUGGUAUUUUAAUAAAAUAAUGUCUGUAGCGAUGCUCACUUACCGACAGUCAUCUUUAUGCCAAUAUAGCGGUGGAUAGUAUAGCUGGCCAGCAAAGGAAACGGGCGAUAGUAGCAAUAACAGUAAAGUUGAUGCUUUCAUAUUUGUUCCGAGAUGCUAAACAUAUGUGUUUGAAUAUACCAGUAUAAAGCAUGCGACGAUAUGUGAGUGUUUCUUCCGUAACAGAAAACCGCAGGGAGCCAGGGGUUAUGGUCCGAGUGUCGAGGGCAUGACAACGUGGUUCGUGGGUUCUAAUGAAGAGGGUGGGAGGAGGGGGUUUCUGCUCGAGUGUCGAGUAGUGUGGAGAAAUUCUCGAGCUUCGUGGGUUUCGUGACCCACGAAAGGAACGAGUGUGUUUCAUUUUUGGACAGUGAGGUUCGAAGCUGAACGGUUUGCAGUUGGCUGAUGGAACAGUCAGUUAGAGCGCUGCACCGGAAUCGCAGGGCUUAUAUAUAUAUAUAUAUAUAUAUAUAUAUAUAUAUAUAUAUAUAUAUAUAUAUAUAUAUAUAUAUAUAUAUAUAUAUAUAUAUAUAAUUGAAUGAAACUGCUCCGGGUUAGGUCUAAAAAUGUAUUUAGCGUUUUCGAAUAUUCCAUCUACAAAAAAGCCAUUUACGAUUUAAAAUAAUGUUGUUAGUUCAGUUUAGGUUUCCAGAAUAUAAAGUUAGUUUAGGUUAACAGGAUCUCAACUCUCAAGGAAUAGAAAGGAUAUAGCUAUCCAGUAUAAGUUUUGUCGAGUAUAUAGUUUAAUUUAUUAAAUCCAAAAUUUAUAUUAUUUACGCUCCAAACCUGAUCGGUUUGGGAUCAGAUUUUAUACACAACAACCAUGCAUGGUUGGCAUGCAUGAAUUCUCGUCCUCGAUACCCUAGCAACGUCCUACGAGUUUCGUCGAGGCUAUAUGGCAAUUGCCCACGCUUUAUAAAUAUAGAUUGUAUAUGAAUUCAUUAUAUCUGCUAUUUCUUUUCAGCGAACUGUAAGGGACCAAAAUAUAAUAAAAAAACGUCUAAUUUUAGCACGCGAUAGAGCCAAACCCAAACAAAACGCUGCUUUUUUAAAAGUUAAUUUAGCAAGGACAUAUGUGAAAUUUUUGCAAUGACAUAUAACAGCAACGCGAUAAAUUCCAGGUGGAUUCUUGUUGGUCGAAAGUGCUGUGGCCAUGCACGUGAAAUAGUCUGGAUCUAGAUCAUGUUACUGAGUGCGCAAACUGACUAAAAAAAUACAUCGAUACCGAAAUGUUGCAUUCAUAUUAGUCACAAUGACAUGAGUCUGGAAAGCCAAGACCAAAUGGCGGCGACUUUAUCUCGUUCGUGACUGAUAAGUGCAUUCGAGGAAUCAUGUUGUGUUUAAUAAAAAAAAUGGUCCAUAACAUUUGAAAGCAAUAUGUUAUGUUAAAAUCAUGGAUUGUAAUCUGGAUCUAUGAAGACUGAAAACGGAGUCUAGCGGCACCACUCAGUUAGCGUCACAGGCCAUUCGGUGAUAUAAUAUGAAAAUUGUGGAUUGAUAGGGAUACAUUAUGGUACCCGCUAUUUUCAGGCAGUUGUAUCUCAUCAAUCCUCAGUUUUCUGGGGUUUUUUCCAUUAUUUUUAUAAUUUUGUUAUACAAUGAAAAUACAAACAACUAUUUUCAAAACAACUACAUUUUAAAACUACAUUGUAAAACAACUACAUUUUAAAACAACUACAUUUCUGGGUGUGGUCAUUGACCAACGCUUAACAUGGAGUCAUCAUUUAGAUAUGAUUCACAAGAAAAUCACGAAGUGUACAGCAACAAUAUCAAAAGUAGACCGUUACAUAAAUAUGAAUGCUCGAAAGCUAUUAUAUUAUGCCUUAGUCUAUCCAUAACUGUUUUAUUGCAAUUUAAUAUGGGGUAACACAUUUACAAAACAAGAAUUCAGAGGUUAACAAGCAUCCAAAAAAGAUAAUGAGAUUAAUAACAUUUAAAUUCGGAACACACUGAACCAAUUUUUCAAUUUAGAGAUCUAUAGAAAUAUUAAGCAUUGAACAAAUAAAUUGCUGUCUCACUAUUUAUGUUUCGAUAUAAUCAACUAGAAAAUCAACCCCAAAUAUUUAAAAAUUAUUUCACAGCUAAUUAUGAAAUUCACGACCACAACACCUACCAGCGCUCCUUCUUUAUUCGUGCAUCCAGAACUUGGAACUCUUUACCAACUACACUAAGAUCUCCUGACAUUAAUAUUAGGCAAUUCAAAACCGAUUUACAAACUUACUACCUGACAGCCCUGAGAGAAUGCUUCGACGAAGAAGAUCCGAGGACAUGGAAGACUAUUUGUCUGAAGUGUAACACUAGUCGUUACUUACGUUCUUCUGAACUAACUUGUUGUUUUUAGUCUCCUGUCCAUGUACUGUAUGUUAUAUAUUCUGUACUGUAUGUGUAUUUUUGUAUAGGGCCCACAGUAAUUGGUUUACACUGUUGUGGUGUCCCUGCCAUUUUUGUCCAUGUUUAUUGUGUAGAUGUCUAUUUGCUGUUCUGUUAAGUGUUUUUGGCAAAGUUUAAUAAAUAAAUAAAUAAAUAAACACAAGAAGUGCAUCUCAACUUCACAAAACUUUCACUAAAGAACUAUGUAAAACAUACUCUUGUUAUCAAAUAGUGAAAAAGAAAUACAAAUUGCAUUGAUAUAAACUGUCUUAUUUGUACAUAUAAUUAUCUUUAUUUCUUAUUAUGAACUGAUUAUCUUUAUAGUCCUAUGACAAAAUAAUGUUUUUGUACAUGUAUCAUAGUUUAGUCUUAAACAAAAGCCUUACUGAUAGGUUUCUAUAUUUCAACUGCCGGGUUGGUUUCGCAGUAUCAGGGGCUAAUUACAGACCUAAUACAAAUUAGCAAUAAAAACAGUGCAAAUCAGUCUCAUUACUCAUAUCUAACUCACUGAACUGAGAUAUACGCAGAUUUAUACUCCCGAGACCCGAGGAGAUAUCGCGCUUUCACCUCGGAGCUGCUAUGAUAGAGUUUUCCAGAUGUUGAUAGGAGAGUGCCGAUUAAUAUGCAUUUUAUCUAUACUUCAAUUCGUGCUAAUCGUGCGACAUGUAUGCAGUUGGCUGAUUAUAAUCCAACUCUACCAGUCCUAAAUUAUCUUCCCUAGCCCUAGGGGUGGUCAUCCAUCCCUUUGUCACUCUGGUGACAGCACUGGUGUUAUCAUUAGAAGAAAUCCUGCGAUGUCUGGAAGCAGUUUUCUUUCGGGUGAUAAAGGUGAAAUUAUAAUCAGCCAACAAUGCAUGUCGCAGGAAUUGCAGUAUAGAUAAAAUGCACAUCGGCACACUCCUAUAUAUCAACACCUGGUAUAACGUAUAACUCGUAGCAUCGAAAGUCGGGAGCCUCGAUUUAAAAGGAGCCCCAAGGUGAAAGCGCGAUAUCUCCUCUAGAGUAUAAAUCUGCGUAUAUCUUCAGAAAGUUAGAUAUAUAACGAGAAAUAGGGAUUUUAAUGAAUAGUUGCACUGUUUUUGAUUGCUCAUAAAGACCGAGUUUUAUACCACACAACUUUUGCCUAAAACUGUCGCAUGCAACUUGCUUACAACUUGAGUUGAAGUCAAGCACACAACAACCUGAACUAGCCUACAUACAGUGAUCUGAUCAGAGGUCCUGUUUGAAAAUCAUGUGCAAUGAAAACGUUUUCCUCAAUAAAGACUACUUACUAUACAUUACUACUACUAGUGCAUCCUUUCACAUCCAACGCCAACUGCUGUCAUCAUCACUGCGUGAGAUAUCAAAUUAAACACGUUAGGUCACGCAAAUUCCGGGUUAUUUCUUACAGUUAAUACAUAUAUCAUGACAUUUUGAGGGUGCAAAACUGUCAAGUUUUUUGGCCCGCAGAGUGCAUGGUAUUUUUCUGUCAAACACAUGAGAUCACCGUGAUUUUAUGUUUUUUUUAUUGAGAUCAGAAUUCGGUAAUUUCACCAUGAUAUGAGUCAUUCAAGUUGAGUGACGAGAGCCAUAGGUAUGGCUAGAUAAAUAUUAGGAGUUCGAUUUAAAACAACAGAAAAUUAUUAGUCAUUUCUUGGAAAAACAGAAAUGUGACAAAAACGCGACAUGCAUGCACAAGCGUGUAUUCGUGUGCAGGUGAACUGAGCAUGCGAGAGGGAACGCGUAUGUGUAGACGAGGAUUGUCAACACGAUUAUGCACAAAAAAUGAUAAUAAGAUAUUUGAAGAGAUUUUAAGACUCGGCCAAGCUAUUUUCAAAACGGAAAAUGUAUAUUUAAUGAUGUAGUCUGGCCUAAAAUCAUUUGGAAGAAUUAUACUUAUUAAUCUUAAAAAACAAUUAAGUCAAAAAAAGAAAUUUAAUCAUAUUUUCGUCUCAUUAUGAUGAGGGAAUUCGCUGAUUGACAAAAACCGUAUUGCUCGACUAUGAACGGUUAAAGUUAUCGAAUAUUUCAAGUGUUCGACCACUUCAAAACAGUAGGCCAAAGUUAUAUAGCAGCCAAGCUGGCACUUAUUUCUGAUUGAAAAUUCAAAGAAUUUACUUGCAACUUACUUUACUUUAUGAUGAAGAUUUGACGCGCUCCAAACAGAACUUACAUAUUUGGAGCCGUGAUGAGAGAAACGAGAACGAGAGGAACCGAGGAAAGCAGACAUUCAGCUAGGACAGUCUAGCUGUUGAACUCCGGAAAGUAGAACAAUUUACAUCUUUUAAAAUCAAACUGUACAUUUAUCACUAUCUGCCGUAGCCUGCGAAUAAAUGGUGGAUUAGAAAAAAUGGGCGAAGAAAAAAAGGGCGAGAAAAACGGGGCGAAGCAAAAAAUGGGCGCCCUUCUUUUAAUAUUAGCAUUAGUGCAUGGUAUAGUAUAUAUUAUGUUUUGCUCAGGGCUGCAUUGAAAAUCACUCUUAUGAUUGAGUGCACUUCCUGAUUAAAUAUUGUAAUUAUUAUUACUAUAUCGAUUUGUGAUCUUCUGAUUAAAAUGCACAAUGGAAUCAUUGAUGUUUUUUGGCUGAAAACAAACUGCGAUUUCCGUCAGGUAUUUAAAACUUGGUCACUUGGCAGUCGUGGCCCGUAUUACCUUAUGAAUCUCUAAAUUAACACCUUCAGUUUCCCAAUGUACCAAAGCAUAAAACCUGGUCACUUGCCAGUCGUGGCCCGUGGGAUACAUAUUUUAGCGUAUUUUACCUAGACCGAUUUGUUUCCGUGUGCUUUUUACAGGAUUAAGUAAACUUUAAUAUUUCCUUUCAACACUGACUGAAGAAAAGACAAUAAUUUCCGCCCAGGUCGAAGUGAUUUUUUAUUAACACAAGGAAUAUCCAUUUUGGUGAAAGAUGUGCCCGUCACUCGGAUAUUAAAUACGUUUUUCCUUCAAAUUUUUAAGUUUGAAUCAUGAGAAUGAGCAUGCACAAUUAUCUGGUCGCUUUACGACUCCGAGAUCGCUUUAGGACAAUUACACAAAUUUGGCUUAAGUAAGGUUAAUGGUAGAAAGGUUCAGAACUGCACAGAAAAAUUCCUCAAUUGAACAUGAAUUCAGGGGCUGGCUCAAGCUAAGCCGGGUUGAAACAAAUGUCUAGUAUCGCAGUCAAAACGGGCUCAUGUAAACGAUAUAAAAAGCAAGCCGCGUGAGGUCUUUGAACCCGGGUUCAAAAUCAGGCCUGAUCAGACUUAUCAGAGGUAUAGCAACUAAACGCGUCUGUUGUUAGUCAAGGUGAAUAAUUGUUCAAUGGGUAAUGGAAAUAAUUUUUUAACGGCCAUUAAUGACCUUUUGAUGAGUGAAAUCGUCUGGUGUUUAGUCGGAUUAAAAUCAUCUGUCGUUAGUUAGAGUAACUUGGACAAGGAUUCUGUCGGUUUCCAAGAAUUUUUUUUAAGCGGCCGUGGCACAUUAAGGAUGCUUUAAUCCAAGUUUUAUUUUGGAUGAGCGAAGAAAAGCAAAAACUGAUCAAGGAAAGGGUAGAAAUUCCUAGUUAAACAACGAUUCUUGAUUCGAUUCCAGUUUGUACCCUCUUGGUAUACCUCCACGUGAACUAAAAUUAAUAGAAUUAAUUUUCAGCAGGAGUUAAGACUCAAUUUAGCCACUGCAAAACAUAUCAAACUGUAUCACUACUUAUGUACAAAACAUACCUAUGUAUAAUUGCAUGUGGCGAUUGACAUCUGUCGUUGAUAUGAUAUAUGCUAUUCAGGCGCUUUGGGGAGCACGUGUAAGUUAUUUUACAACUGAUUGACCGCACGCCGUGCGCAAAGGAGGUGCAUAUAUUGUGCGCAGCUUGAUUUGCGCAAAAAAUUCAAAUUAACGGAGGGCAAAUGACCAAUUCACAACCAAUUUAGUUCCAAAUUCAAUUUUGUGGAUUUGACGGAAAUUGCAGGUCGGCUCAAGAAAGACCAGUUUGGAGUUCCGUCUGCACAUCGAUGAUUAAUCCAAAUGACGCGAUCAACGUCGGAAAUAAAUUGCAGUUGAAUAAGACUGUUUAAAAUGUGUGCGUCAAAGUAUUCAACUGUUCAGUCAUUUGUAUUUUACAUAUUAUGGCGACAAUACAACAGUGUUCAUUUGACCUGGCAUUUUAUUCUUCUCCGUGUAAAGCAAGAAAUACGGGAAUUAUUUUUUUCUGCUGUUUUACAUUAGAUUUUAGGGAAUGCUUUGUUUGUAAUUUGAAGCAAUCGACAAUUCAAAAACUGACUGAUAAGAUAAUGAUAUUAGCAAAGCCCAGUGUUACUACGUUGGCACAGGUGCUUAAUAGUUUUCUUCUUCGCUUCAAUAUGGGUGUGGUAUUAGCUUCUAGGCUCACUCCUUUGUCGGAGAAAAGUGACCGCACGUAUAAUCAAAUUAUUCUGACGCCCCAGUAGAGUUGAUGAAAAAUACAGUUAGUUUAACAUAUCGAAAGCGUAGCUAAAUUUACUCCUAGUUCAGCAGGAUGAUAAGCUUUGAUAGCUUACAAAAUUUCAUAAAAAAAUUUCUUUCUGAAAAAAUAACAAAACCGUGUGCAAUAUUGUUGUUGAAAGUGACACUGUCGAUGCUAUCUUUGUAAUUAGUUGAAAAUAUACAAACGAAAAACCAUCUGGAGAACGAUGUUACUAUAGGUGACCUCAGUAAUUUCCCUCCAAGAGGCAAAUCGUGCAGGUGCAAGUACAUACGUACAUCCAAUUUCUCUGUCAUAAAACCAAUAAAAACCAUGAUGCGCGCAUGCAUGGGUGAACUUAUAGUUACACAACUGGAGGUUGUUUUGUACAUAAUUCUAACAGUUGCAAUUAUUCACUUAAAGACUAUAAGAACUGGUUUGCGGUAUUCAAGCUGAAAUAAUUAGGUAAUUAUUAUAGUACUGAUUUCCGCCUAGUAUAUAAUUUAAACUAUGACUAAGACAUUUAAUUGGACCUCUCUAAAGUUAGUGUGUCCGUAUUAGGAGAGGUGACUCAGUGUAUGUCCGUACAUGCAGUAUUUUAAUAGGGAGACGUGACCGUAUUAGAGGUAUACCCUGGUACAUAUUAUAGGAAGACGUCCGUAUUAGAGAGGUAGAGUCCAGUAUUGGGGAGGUGUUCAUGAUGUACUUUUCAAAAACUCAUUAGUACUAAUUCAUGAGGAAAACACAAAGGAAAAUCAUAAGCAUGUCGUAUCUUUUUUGUGAUAGAGAUUUCCUUUGAUAUACAUAAACUUUAACAUUGAUUUUCUCGACUUACACAACGUAUUUUUUGAAAAUUACUUCGUUAAUGAACUUACUGGAUCGAUUGUUUUUUAAGCAAUUUGAAACAUUCGCAGUGCGUGUUUUAUCAGACCGUAAAGAUACUGGGCUUUGCCUCGUAUCUUUAUAUCUCAUAAAACAUUGCUGCUCAUGUUUUAAGUAGUACAUAAAAAAUAAAUGUAAUCCGAACCAAGAUAGUCAGUAUCUUGGCGACCGCGUUUGUUGACAUUGGCACAUUUUACACACACCGGUAGUUAAUUAUAGCACAGAUUAUAGCAGUUUCACGCCAGGUGCGACUUUCGCCAAUUGCAAACAUGCCGUGUUUUCUUGGGUAAUUCCUGCCCACAGUUUAUGCUACAAAAUCUUUCAUAAUACCCACUGAUUCCCCAUGAGCAGUAUUACAAAAUGUACAUAUAUGGCAAAAGUGAUGAUCACCAUCACUCUGUCAACGCCUCAUUUAAAAUACAAAUAUUUUAUGUAAUUUGCCGGUAUCCAAGACUAAAACCCGAAUUCAUGAAUAUUCAACACGGCGUUCGGCAAGCGAAACACCUUACAUCAAUCUCGGUCGUAUAUUAUAGAUGAAACCGAGACGGUUUUAAAUGUACUUUUAUAUGCCUUCUUGCCUCGUUCCGGUUCUAAAAUUACAUUCAAUUUCUCAGAAGAGGCCAAGAAGGUCUAAUAGGAUACAUAUCAAAGAAUGUUUAAAUCUGUCUUUAUUCUGAAAAUGCAUGGUUAAUCGUAUAUCUGAACCCUUUUUCGGCAAUAUAUCAGACCCAGUAGAUAUUAAUAUAUUUUAUUAUCUUUCUUUAUUAUCUAUAACAAGCUUAGAAUCAAUUUCAGACGGCUACUCGUUGAGACUAUUCAACUCAACUGUAUUUUGUCAUGAUAUUAAUUAGGUUGAUUAUAGUACGAGAAAUUAAAGUUUCACCGUAUAUUUUUUAUUCAUUGUUUUAAGAAUGACUUUGCUUUCCGAAAGUCGGUAUAGGAGAUGUGUUUCUUCUAUUGAUGAAGUCGGGCAAAUUUUUGUCUAUCCCUUAUAAUCCCCCCCCCCCUAAUUUUUAAUCUCCCCCUAAUUUUUCCCGCCUGUACUAUGCCUAUGAGUGGAGUACCUGAGAAAGACAGCAAAGGUAGCGUAUUCUCUUCAGUUAUAUAUUUUAGGACCUUGAGUAGCGAUCCGAGCAAUGAUUGAAGCCGGGUCUCCCAGCUUGAAAGGUUUUAAGCGUGGUGACCACGACAUCCGACUGAGGUGUAAUCAUAAGGGGCGGACCAUUAGAAAUCCCGGGAGGGGGGGUAUAAAAUUUUUGCGGCACGAAUUUUUUUUUCAGUCUCAUGUCUCUGCAGGAAUUUUUUUUAAUGCAUUUAACCUCUGCACGAAUUUUUUUUCAAGACUACUUGUACUUCACUGUUUGCUUGCACGAAUUUUUUUUCUCUGACGUAAUGGCUGCACGAAUUUUUUUUCCAGGCAUUUUUCUUUGCACGAAUUUUUUGGGGGGAAUUUUCACCCCCCCCCUCCCGGGAUUUCUAAUGGUCCGCCCCUAAUCUCUGACAACUGUAUAUUGCAGGAACCGAACCCAGAUCAGAAUUCAGGUUUUAUUCAUGUGACUUAGUUACCAUACCAUGCAGGACUGAUGAAAACAAAUGAUUCAUCAACUGCAGGAGAUAUCAAGACUAUUCUCCCAGGGUGUCAAUCAUAUCUGCUGCGCAGAGACAGUGUUUCCCAGUAUGAGUCGUGCACCCAUACAGAGUGAAAUAAGAACAAAAUUAAACUAAUCUAAACAGUAUAUUUAUAUAUUGGAUAUGCUCUAUAAGCUCUGCGGUCUACAAGUUCCCCCACAAGGCUAUCUGUGCAACAUGUUGGCCUCAUUCCUGAUUGAUCCGGGUUGGGUUACUUAGACAGGAGGAAACCGCAACCAAACUAACUUUAUUUCAUACCGAAUAGCUUUGUCGGUUUUGCCUGAAUUGUUAUCUCUAGAGAGCUGCAUUAAUUACGUCUCCUAUUGGUCCAAUGUUACUCCAGGGUAAACCCAAACUAAACUAACUUUAUUUAUACUGGAUAGCUCUAUCAGUUCAAAGCAGGCCAUAUGCAGUAACUGGAUCAAUAUACGCGAUGCGUCUUACUCAGUGGCAGUAAGACGCAUCUCGUAUUGAUCCGCGCGGGAGGAAACCUAAACUAACUUAUUUAUACUAUAGAUAGGUCUAUAUCAGUUCUGAACUGUUCCCAACUUCCCCUGCAUGGUUCGAGAGAUCCAGUUUUAAUGCCAUCUUGUUACCGUAGCAGUAUAUCAGUUCUGUCGUCCGGUCUGUCGUUAUUGUAUCACUUCUUAACUGUUUUCUUCUAUAAAGAGCCAAUCUGUAAUCCCUUAUCGGUCCAGUGUUACUGCAGCAGGGAAGACAUGCAGGAAUUCAGAGCACCUGCAGAAAACCUGUGGUGUUUGGUAGGCCACUCGAAGCAUUCUUCUCACAUGGACUUACAGUACAGAUUGGCUCUUUAUAAGAAAACAGUAAUAAUAAAUUUAUAAUACAUUUUAAUAUUAAAAACUCAUAAUAAAUCAUUUUACCAGAAUUUUCACUUGUUGAAAAUUUUCUUAAGUUCAAUGUAGCUUCAAUUCUGGCCAUGUAUAUGUAUCUAUACCCUUCGGCAUGCAAAGCUCAUAGAUUUCAGUGAUGUCUUUGAUCAGGGUGUAGAAACAAGGUGGAGAAUUUGUCAAUAGGCGUUCUUCCAAGAUACGAUUUCUUCCUUUAUAGAAUUGUUAAACUGGCUAACCACGGGGCCUAUAUAUCAGACGGACAGAUAUAUAUAUAUAUAUAUAUAUAUAUAUAUAUAUAUAUAUAUAUAUAUAUAUAUAUAUAUAUAUAUAUAUAUAUAUAUAUUACCUGUAUAUAUAUAUAUAUAUAUAUAUAUAUAUAUAUAUAUAUAUAUUACCUGUAUAAUGAUACUCUUUCUAUAUAUAUAUAUAUAUACAUUUAUAUAUAUAUAUAUAGUUUACUCCCCAUCACUCACUAAUUUAUUUUACAUAUAAUUACGGUGUUUUUUUUUCUUCUGUGUUACUACGUACAUGUAUCCUAGAUCUUGCCGUAAAUUGGAAAAAACGUCCUUUCUUGAGCAAUGAGCAUUCAUGUAAAUACCGGCUUGAGCGGGCACAUUUUUUUCACUUGUUUCCCGACGGGAUCACAUGAUCAGCUAAUCACGUUUACCGUUAACUACUAUAGCUCAGUAAUUAUUAUAACAACUGAUGUCAUUACUGAAUUUCUACUGCGUAGGCGUAGCUAAAACAGUUCAGUGAUAACAUAUAUAUAUGGAAAUAUAGUAACCCUCAGUCAGUGAUUCAGUUUGUUUUAAUAAUCACGGAAUGGCACAUCGUAAACUAUACCUUGUAUACCAAACACUUUUAGGCCUCUCAGCGAGUGCACAAAACCGAGACCGACCUCUUAGACAGCAUCGCACGCAAAGAAAUAUUUUUAGUCCGUGAGAUCUAUUUCAAAACCGCUAUCAUAAACCAUCGUAUAGGCAUGCAAAUAUGCAAGUAAACUAUACGGAUUGUUCCUAUUCACCCUGGCUGUUUAACCCCAUAUGGUUGUCGCAGGCAGGCGAUCAUAUAUCUAAGUAAACAGAGUCAUGGAGCAACCAUUCUUAACCCACUAUAGCUUUUAUUGUUCAUCGCGGUAAUAGCAAUGCGUAGGCUUGCGAAACUUGCCAUACAGGGGUUACAUUUGCUAAAAAUGGUAACGGUGUUCCAUAAAUGGAAAAGUUGUCAUAUAAACAUGACGAGUCGCACGGUUUAAUCAUGUACAUGUAAAUUGCCAGCAUUGUUGUGGACGUAUUGGUUCCUAGCUAGCUAUUCUUCCUAUAGGUUAGCAAACCAGGAAACAUUGUUUUCUAUAGCAAUGUUCCCAAGGAUGAGCGGAAAUGAAAACAUUGCUUUCUGGCAAUUUUUUAGCCCAAAAUGGGCAAAGCAGAAAACAUUACUGCACGGAAACAUUGUUCCCAAGCCAUGUUUUUCAAACUGGUGGGCAAACCAGAAAAAAUUGUUUUUAAGCCAUGUUUCCCAAAGGCGGGCACAGCCGAGUGAGAAAUUUUUUUAUUUAUUUUCUAGCCAUGUUUUCCAAAGGUGGACAAACCAGGAAACCGCGUUGUUUCCUAUAGCCAUGUUUCCCAAAGGCAGAAAAAGGUACAUGAACAAACUGGGAAGCAUUGUUUCCUAGCCCGUGUUUCCCCCAAAGCGGGCAAACCAGAAAACCAUUAUUAUUGUUUUCUAUAGCUAUUUUUUCUAAAGAUUGGCAAACCAGGAAAUGUUGUUCCUAUAUAGCAAUGUUCCCAAAGUUGGCAAACUAGGAAAUAUUGUUCCCAGCCCCAUGUUUCCCAUAGUGCAUGGGGAGACUGUACAGGGUGUCUAAAAAAAAAAACACUAUGGAAAUUCAACAAGCUGUCGUGCAUCAUCAUUACAUCAACUUUGCUAAACAAUUCAAUUUUUACAUAGGACGAAAGAACAGUUAUUUAGCAGUUCAAUGCCGACACCUUUUUUAAAUCGUAACGAUGAGAAAUAUGGCAACAUACUCGUCAAAUAAAAAUUGCCUAUCGAAAUCACAUUCUUCUACCGUUGGAAUUGAAAAAUAAGUAAAUACAUUAAUUAUGCAAAGUUAAUCCAAAAGCAACGCGAGUCUGCAGCAAGCUACUAUUUUUUCCCCCGUAAACUUUUGUUUGAUUACGAAUGUUCUCUGUUCAGGUGGUUAAUUGAAGAGCGCGAAGGUCCUCUAUUAAGUUUAUCGGUUUUUAAAAACGUUUAAUAUGCAUAUAUUAUAUUUAAACUAAGCUAUUCAAUGUUUUUCUACUCGGCACUUCUCAAUGUUUCCUAAGAGGACAAGUUAGGUCCCUAAUUAGCACCAUUUUUGGAACCGAAAAAUGGUUGGAAUUAACGACAAUCAAUCAUUUAUAGUCUCUUUAGUGGUAAUUAUAAAAAGGAAAACGAAGAAUACAGAUAUUUGUAGAACGUUAUACCUUUUCAUAUUUUAAGAUACACUAUGGCAACGAAAACUAAGUCGUCUUUCAGUAGCAACUCGUGAUAUUAUAUAAGGGCACUAUAAAAAGGCAUUAAAAAUCUAAGUACAGGCAAUGAAUGUUGAUAAUAGUACGGUUUCCAGAGUUUAUUUAAAUUAAGAUGUUCUGUACAAAUAAAAUGGUACAGGUGGUUUGUAAAUUGUUAUUGAAAAUUAUUUAUAUGCAUGCAUGUAUAAAUAGUUAAAAAAAAAGUUAGCCUUUCUCGUCGUAAUUCAGUUCCUCAUUAUUCCGUGACUAUUGACAAAAAUAUGUCGCAGUUUAAAAUUAAAUAUACACGACUUAAUCUAAUUCUGCAAACAUAAAUGGAACAAUGGAAAUAUUAAUGUUUUCAGUUGAAUAACAAAUAUAGAAGACCAAUUAGCGUUCUUUUAGUCAAAUAAAUAUAUUAAAGUUGCUUCUCGAAAAAAUCUUACUAUAUACUAGUUUCCAUUCUUUCCAAACCGUAGCUAAUUAUUGAAAACGCAUAUCAUCAAAUUUGUGGUCUAUAAUUAUUUUUUGCCAUUGUCAUUGAUAUAACCUUUUAUGGACAAAAGCUGGAUCGAAAUAUCAGCAGAAAGUUAAUUCCUUAAGAAUUGCGGUUGUAAUCUAGAAUUUAUCAUAUGACCGAUAGGAUAUAUACAGUGAAUAUACUCAACAUUAAUCGUAUAUGUUUUUUGCAUGUUUUUAUAUAUGGUGAAUAUCUAUUUGCCAAACGGGUGAUUCCACAAAACAAAACAAUUAUAUUAAUCAUCCACUUCAAACUUCCAUUUUGGGUGUUAAUUUUUUGUAUAAAAAUGAGCCAAGACUUUUCUAUUGCUGACAAUGAGUCAUGAUUGCACGUGCUAUUCAAAGUAUUGUUUGAAAUGGGUUUCUUUCAUAAGAGAAUUAGGGGCAGAAUCUUCGUUCAAAAGAAGAACCAUUUCGAAUACAUGCAUGCAUGCGUGGCGAAUAAUUUCAGCCCAUCUAGUUGGACUAGAAAUUUUCCACAGAAAGGCAUAUACUAUAUAGUUGGUUCUUCACCAGUAGCCCUAUUAUAUAUGGUGCACAAAGUUGUUCAGACUAGCCCUUACAUAUAUAUACUGGUUUAUUGGGGGUGAACAACAAUUUUUAAUUAUAUUUUAAGGAAAUUAUUACGGUAACCCGCUGAAGAUAACUAAAAAAUAAUAGUCGAAAAGCUAACUGUAGGGACAUAAUGCAUUGUACUAUAUAUUGUACUGGACUGAACUAUAUACUGUGCUGUAAUGUCUUGUGUAAAUUCAGUAUAAAAUAUGAUGGCGAAGUUAUAUACUAACUAACUAAAUAAAUAAUAAAUAAAAUAAUGCUUAAUGCUCUCUCAGUUUCUUUCUUUAGAGUUACCGUUAUUUCAAUACAUAGCUUUAAAUCAUGGUUAUUGCUUAGUAAAAUUUGAAUGUAAGGAAAUUUCACAUUUUCAGUCGCUAUAUUCGCAUCAGGAAAACAGGACUCUUGCCUACCGAAGAUUACAGCAAGUUGGUAGGCCUAUACUGCUAUAGGCUAAUAAUUUGUUUAACUAAUUGGGAGGUUAUUCAUGAUCAAGACUAUAAACGUGUAGUCCUAGCUCUCGCCUGCAUGUUGGGGCUAAUAUAAACACCUCAUUUAAUAGAAAAACAUAUCAGUCGUGUUUUCGAAUUAGAUUGAUUGUUUUUCUUUGAAAUUCUUUCCCAUUUGUGGUAAACAGCCAUCGUCAUGACAUAACCUGUUAAUCAGAUCAUAUAUACACCUAUGGCUAUAGGAAUUAGGAUAUAAUUUCCUUGAUGUCACAGCUCAAGCCAAGCCUACUGUGAACUUACGUACGUAGCUUUCUGUUGUUCCGUCUUGUGGGGGGAGGUGAAGAAUGAAAUACCACGCAAAUUUAAAGAUAGAGAGGGGGGGGCGUCUAUUAAAAUGAUUUUUUUUCGCAGUUAUUUAGUAAGGCUGUAUUCGAGUUAAAAGUGAUACUGCACAAAACUAACUACUAGUCUUUUAUUCAUUUAGUUAUUUUAUGAGAAACUUUAUAGGGAUUUUUGAAUCAUAUACAGCCCUUACUAUUUUGUUCAUAAUAUAUCGUAUACCAUACACUGAAUGAAAUGCCUUGGGGCAAAAUAAAGUUCCGCCGGGAACUACAUGGGUAAUUAUUUUCUAGCCAUGUUUCCCGAAGGUAAGCACACCAGGAUUUAAACAUUGUUUCCGAUAGUUGCCUCAGUAUUGUAAAGAACUUUUAAAAUAUUUAUCAUAGAACUUCUAACUUUGCCAGUUGCAUGUUUAUUGUGUCCUGCGUAAUUUCUUAUUGGAAACUUAUUUGCGACAUGUGCCGUGUGCCACUGGAGUUCUUCAGCAAAGUAAAUUGCGUGAUUACACAUUUUUCACAUGUUCACAAUAAUUCAAAAUGGCGCCAUUGUUUUGGUCAAAAUCUUUAAAAAAUGAACAACAUGUAAAAAAGAUGUAAAAGGUUUUCAUCCAAAAUUUCAAACGUUCUUUCAAAUAAAGCAAUAGUUUCAGUAUUAUUUCCAACAUGCUUUGUUUACUCUAAGACACAAGCAUUAACUUUUCACUCAGCAACAUUCUUGCUUGAAAGAAGAAUGUAGGCAACGAAGAUAAAGAAAUCUCUUUUGAGCAUUCUCGAUUAAACUCACUUUUUAAAUAUUGGUUUACACGGACACUGCCUACAUUGGACCCCCGUGUUUGAGAUAUGUUUUUUUCAGGUAAGUUCAGAUACAAACCACGACAACUCAUUGCAGAGUAGGCCUACUACCAACUAACCUACACUGGACCAGUAAGUUUGCAUGAGAUACCAAACUGAAUUUCCAUGUUUGAUCAAGUUUUAAAUGUAUAGUUUCAACAUCAUUUUACGGGAAUUUCGGAAGAGUUUAAAAAUAUUGGCUUCACGGUAUUUCAAGGGUAAUAAUAGGAUAUUUACUUGUCUAUGGUCGUAUUGUUAUUGUAUAUUGGGCAAUAUAGGUCAAUAUAUUAAAUCACAUAUGUCUAGUUAAUGCAUGAUCAAUUAUCCCACGACUUCCUCAAUUUGAAACUGAUUUGAAUCACAUGUUGUAUCUGUUGAUAGGUUUUCCGUAAAUUUAUUUUAUUUUUGCGUUAUUUUCUAGUAAUCUGGAACUAUCUAAAUCACUGUUUUGCCUCUAUUAUCAUCGCAACAGACGGUUCGCUUAACAUGAUUCAGAAGCGAGCGCAAACAAAGAACUUUUUAUCGAUCUGCUCGAGGAUCUACUUGUCCAAGGGGCGGAAUCUGUGGCGGAAUUAGACAGUUAAAUUGAGUGUAUCUAACGAUCGAGUGUCGAGGCGAGGGUAAAAAAAGUCGAGGGAGGAAAGUUAAAUAUAGAGGUUCGAGGGUUAGGCAUUGAAGGACGAGUGUCGAGGGUAAAAAUGUUAACACUCGACUGGGAGAAGGGGGGGGUAGGAUCUCUGAUGUGUCUGUGCACUGUGGUCUGUGUGAUGUCUUGGAUCUACAACAAGCCUGCUUCUGUGGUCGAGGGUUUGAUUGGAAGGACGAGUGUCGAGGGUACAAAUAUGUUAACACUCUACCCUCGACUAGAGGAAGGGGGGUCGAUCUCUAGUGUAGGGAUGCAACUACCUCAGUCUACCUGAAAAAUGCAGCGAAAUUCGACGUUUCGAAAUUCGCUUUGACGUCGAAUUCCGAAACGUCGAAUUUCCGGUGUCGAAUUUCGCUUCUAACGUCAAAUUUCGAAACGUCGAAUUUCUUCCCUCGACGAGAGGAAGGGGGGUUGAUCUCUAAUGUAGGGAUGUAACUACCAAAUACAGCGAAAUUCGACGUUUCGAAGAAAUUCGCUUUGACGUCGAAUUCCGAAACGUCGAAUUUCCGGCGUCGAAUUUCGCUUUUGACGUCGAAUUUCGAAACGUCGAAUUUCUGGUAUUUUUCAGUAUUCACUUUUUCAGGUAGUUACAUCGUCUACAUCCCUACCAACGAAAGCUUGUUAUAAGUUAUUAUUAGCACUACCUACACUGGCACAAACCGUUUAAGACUAUAUCUCUGUAUAUUAUAAAAAGCCUGGUUCUGUGGUCCAGUGCAAUGCUACUAUAAAAUGCCCACGGCGGCAAAACAUUUGUUUUUACAUGAAACGAAUAUAUUAAUGAAUGGUCUAAGAUUACGAGUUGGUAUUAUGCUUUAAAAUAAAUUUUUAUAUUUUAAAGAUAUGUAGCCAACGUUGACCAACGUUUAAUCGGUAGGGCAAUUUUACUGGCUAACAGGCAUUUGCCAUGACCGGGCUAUAAACGACAGAUAUAAAAAAGACCUGGAGAUCUUUUCACUCAUGGCUGUUAAUUAAAUAAAUUGAAUUCAGUCCAAACCAUAGGAAAUAUUAGCAAACUCGAUGCAGGCAUAAUAGACCUUAUCAAUCUAUGUUUUUGUUUUACGUUUAUGCAAAAAAAAAUGGUUGGUUCAUCGUCACGUGUGUAUUGUUUUUUUUUUCCAAACCAAUAUACCAAGAGCAAUACAUGCACAAUGGUUAAAUUGAAAACAUAGCUGUUGCCUGUUGGUUUCUCUAGCGAAAAUACAAUAACGACAAUACAGACCUGUCACGUGAUGAUGAACCGACCAUUUAUUGCAUAAACCAAGACAAAAACAGACAAUGAUUAAUGAGGUCUAUUUUUUCUGUAUAUCGAAUUUCUUUAAAUUACAAACCUAUAGUUUCUUAUUUUCUAUUGACUAUAUAUCUACACUUUACGUAGUUUUACUGUAUUCAUUGCUAACUUCUUUAAUUUUCCUCUACCCUCGACUUGAAGCCUUGAUCCUCGAAGAUUUUUGUGGUCUGAAUUCACUCUUGCGUAGCGUUGGCAAUGUAUCGUCACUUGACACGAUAAUAUAAUCUCGUAAGCCGUUUCACUGCCUUGUGGCGUACCAAAGGCUUAAUACCGCUGCAUUGUGACAGAAAAGGAAAUACUUAGCUCCCUUUGAUAAAUAAUCAAGACUCUGACUCAACAUCGCUCUGGUAACCUUCUGUUAAAAUCUAGAACGAUUUCUUCGACGUUCUAAACCGAUAUGCGAAUCGCAAGCGUGGUGUUUUGUAUUGGUAUUUUGGUAAUAUCAGAAUGCCUUGGUUACUAUUAUCCUCCGGUCUUUUGGCAUUGGCAGAAUUGUGUGUAAGUUUGAACCGGUAUAUUAUACAUACGUAAAAAUCGCCCGUAUACUUUAUAUAGCAUAAAUGUGUGAAAAUACAUAUGCGUUUGUGCAAGAUCGCUAUCUCAAACGCGAUGUUUCAGUGUUGAUAGUAUUCUGCAAUAAUCUUGUGUGAUUUGCGUCUGAACUAUACCUGAAAACGAUUCCAAACGUUUUUAAGUUUGAAUCUACAUGAUAUCUUGUUAAAGCCCAACCGCGCGAAACUAUAUAUAGAAGUGUCUAAAUAUAUGGUUAUCUUGACAUUGCGAUUCUAGUGUCGGCGGUAUUCUACAACAAGCUGCCGUGCUUUGCGUCUGAACUACCUGAAAUGAUUCAAUUAGCACUUCGCGUUUCGGAUCGAACGAGGACCCCAUUUACGUAAAUGCCUUCGCUUUAAUAAUUAGUUUCAGGUUGUUUUAGACCCAAACCAAAACAGUCUGUAUAAUUGCUAUCGAUUUUGCAUUCCUUCCGAAUAAGUGGAUCUUGCAAAACCCAAGAUAUUUCGUUGAUUCUAGGAUUAUAGAAAUCUGGGGUUUACGAAUAGACUAUAUUCGCGCAUGCUUCAAAACAUAUUGCUGGGAAAAUGUUAUGUUAUUAUUAUGCGUUCCAUAUACACUAAUGUAUACAUAUAUCAUUGGUUCUUAUUUUAAUUUUGUUGGGGUUCAUUAGUGUUGGUAUAGUAUCGUAGGCUACGUAGCCCUUGCUAUAUUCACGCAUUCCAAUAGAUUAAGUUUACCGACGGAUAUUUGCCAAAGGAUGUACAGCUAUACAUAUAUUUCAUCUGUGUGAACGAAAAUUUCGGCGCUCACAAUAUUUCAACGCUUCCUUAUAUGCGUGUAAAUAACGCAAAUAUUAGUCAUCCAACGCAUUUUGAACAAAUAUGUUAUCAUUUAAGCAGGUCCUUAACGUAAUCUUACACUAUAGUCGGUGCCUUGCUACGCGCGUAUUAAGCUGGAUCGCAUAUUUGGCACUGGUCAUGUUUGGAUAAGGAUUUCUAACAAAAUUUAUUAAGUAUAUGCGUCGACUUUAAACAGGCGCACAAGUUAAAAUAUUAAUCGAUGAUUUGGUUGGCUAGAUUGGCUAGUUUAAAUAUGCUGAUAAUUCUGUACAAACUGCAGAGAUCAUAUCGCAGAUGUGAAGAGCUGUGCGCGCCCUGAUGUUUGGUUUUAUAAUGUCUAUUAGGAUUCAUGAUUAUUCAUUAUUAUCAUAUAAAGUAUACACGUAGCAUUUUGUUAUACCAAACUACCUUACUAUAAGAUGUCACUGGAGUUUCACAAAAUCGGCAUAACAUUGUACAAAAGUACCAUUCAUUGCCCGAUAUUUGAUAAAACAUUUUAUUUCUUCGUAUAUAUUCUAAUAUAAAUGCAAAAUCGACAUCUAAAUGGUCAUUUUUACGAUCAUACAAAUUUUAUAUGGUUUUGAAUAUACUCUGAAGUCUGGAAGGUCAAUGUUCGAGACUUUUCAAGUAUGCCAACAUAAACAAUAUUCCCGGGUUAUACCUUGUCCAAAAAUUACCUGCAUAUAUGUACUAUCAUUUUAUCAUUGGCAUGCUUCAGCAUUGAAAAUUCACCGAACAGUAUACGUAAACAUUUUUUUGCGCGCAAAUUUACCGCAUUCCUGUAAUGAUAGUGAACUAUUGAUAUUCGGUUUACCAACCCUUCGAUACUUUCCGCAAUACAGGAAAACCACGGCAUAUAUAGUGAUGGUGUAUACCCAUUAUUCUGACUCAGUUUGGUAGCUACCACAUUGUGGUCUGUGGAACGUAGAUCACACCAAACUAUUCACUCUAUCGCAAAUAUUUUGAUACACUCUACGAUAAGGAUUAAUAAUGCGCCGUUGUUUGUGUGAAAACCUAAUCGAAAGUCACAAUAAAAAGUCAAUUAUCUCCUUGUUAUAAGUUCCUGUGUGAUAUAUUCCGCUUUCCUGGCCUUUUUUCAAACGGAUUUGCGUAGCGAGUUCUGCACGUAACUAGACACAUAACCAUCUCUGUUUACCAUAUGUCAACAAUUCGGUCGAGGUUUAAGGGAUAUUUUCAGUGAAAUCCCCCAAAUUGAUAUAAGAACAGACCGUGGCUCAGAGUGCAUUAAAAUGCGGAGCAGUUCGUUAUUGGUGCAAUAUUAUGAUUAUAAUCUUGAAUCUGUUCGUUUGCCACAUAUUAUAAUUAUGAUUUUGAAUCAGUUCGUUUGUUACAAUAUUAUGAUUAAUUUUGCAUCUGUCGCGCAAAGAAGAGAUUCCAGUUUGACUCUGUCUCUGAUAAGCACUGCAGGCUUCGUUGGGAUAUUUUGGUUUCCUCCUGUAGUAAACGUAAUACUGUUGGAGUGUAGCUAUUAUAAGAUAGCUUUGGGGCGCUUUAGUGGACCUCUUGCGAGGCUGGACAGUUUAAGAUGAUAGACCUAUCCAUUAAUCAUUAUUUAAUGGAGUUAAGUUAAAACUAAGUUUUAAGGAGUCCUCUGGUAAGGGCCUAUAUUAUACAGUUUGCAUGUAUAAUGCUUAAGCAAUAAGGAAUGUCUUUUACUGGGCAUUCAGAACUGACAAAGCUAUUCAGUUUUGAUCACCAAUCGCAACCAAUCGAGAUUACUAUAGAGACGAGGUCUUUUGAAAUGCUACUCUUUGAGUCCAACUCUGAAAGCAUUCUUUUAAAAACUGUCAAUUAUAAGAUUUAUGAGAGAAACCAUCUUUGCAAGAGAUGCAAACAGAUUGUGUGUAUAGCCUGUGAUUGUUUUGAAGCGAGGCAGUGGCGUGUAUAUAUCAUUAACUUUAAUUAAAAAUGACCUCUUUCGCAUGACCAGAACUCGCGCUGACAUGCUAAAGUCAUAAAAUCAUAUAAUAACUUUAUCAUCAGUGUUGCAAAUUAAUUUGUAGAUUGCAACUUUUAAUGAACUAUUUCGCCUAAAUGCGUCAACAUUUCCCUUGAAACUGUCUGUUUACGUAUCAAACAGGAAACUUUAGAUAAAAGCUUUGUCUUUUUUUCAAAACAUGAAGCAAUUUGUUGCCCAAGUCGCUGCUGGACAAGCGUUUGCCAUCAAGCGAACUCCAUGGGGUUCUGGUUGCUCUAUUUUGGUUUAAUGAACGUUUUCAUUUUUUUAUUGUUUAAUUUUAACAACUUUUAUGCAAAUUGCCAAUGUAUUUAUAUUUAAAUGAAGCUUGCAUGUACAAUUGUGGUUGCUGUCCAAAAUGUGCGCACAGUACAACUGUUUAGCUUAUAUGAUAGCAUCAGGGGUAGUAAUCUUUUCUAAUAAAAAAUCAUGAGCUGGUUUUGUUAUUCUUAAUCUCUUGUAUUCAGAUUGCAAUGUAUUUUAUUCAAAUCCGACUCUGUGAGCAAUUUUGGUCGCCAUCCAAUAAUUAUUUGUUGCCUUAACUGUUUCAUGUUAGCAAUAUCUUUAUUUCAAGAUAAGUAUUGCGUUUUGUACUAAAAGAUUAAUUCCAUUUUGAAUAUUUGCAAUUAGUUCGCAUGCGAUAAUGUGAACUUAAAACGGUAACUAAUGAUUGUUAGAUAGACAGAUGUCUGAUUAUUUAUUUUCUGCCCCAAUAAUUUUGAAUACAACAAAGCACACAUGAAAAGCUUUAACAAUUUAAGUGGUGCCAACAAUUCUAUAAAUACUAUUUAUUUAUUUUUCUCGAAGAAAUGGUUUUUGGGUCCCCGUUAAAAUCUACAUAAGAUGUUUAGACUAUAGAAAUUGGUCUGCCAAAGUCUGUCCGAUUCUAUUAACUAUGCAAACCCAUGUCAAGCCUGUCCAACAGGCAGUAUAAAUGAAGUUCGGUAAUGCAUGGUUUAUUUUACGUCGUCAUUUUAGGAAUUAAGCUUUGCGCUAUUUUAUAGUUAUUUUAAUUCAGUUUGGUCUGGUUUGAAACUUUUAGUUAUUUUUUUGCGUUCAUUAAGUUCGUCUAGUUUAGAUUUCCUUCUGAACAAAUAUUCAGUAAGGUUCGGCCAUUUCUACAUUGCAAGAUAAACUAAGAUAUCCAGUAUAAAGUGACUUUAGUUCAGGUUUCCACGCAGAGGACCAGUAAUGGAUGACUCUUACUGGAACUCUAAGGAGAACAAUUUAGAACUGGUUUAGCUAUCCAGUACUACAUUAUUAUUAUUAUUAUCAACUUUAUUUAUGGAGGGUGGACACAUAGGGUCAUAGGCCAUAGCAGUAAAAACUGACAAACCUGCAGUCUGUGGCCCUCCGAGAAUAGAAGUCACAAUACAUUAAGUAACUACUUUCAACUACUAUAAACUACUAACUUAUACAAUUAUAUAAUCAAUAUUAAAAUUAUCAAUAUCCGUAAACUGAAAUAAGCAUUAUUUAUUGUAUGUCUCGACUGUCCGAAUUUUUGGUAGGAUAAAGUUUAGACCUCGCUUUCUGUGUGCUCCGUACUGUAGCCUCGACUGUGGCUCUCUUACUUAGAGAGAAACGCCCGUAUUCUAAAAGCUCACUCACACUCAAUGAGUGGAGGUUCAAUCUGAGCUUCUCUUGCCAGUGUCAAUGCUGUUUUUGAAUAGCUGGACGGUGAGUAGUCACAUAGACAUAGUAAGGUAUGACACCAGCCCUCCAGCUAUUUAAAAACAGCAAUGACACCAUUGAGUAUUUGAGUGUGAGUGAGCUUUUAGAAUACGGGCGUAUAAUAGUUUGUGUAAACUAUGAGUUGUGACUUGUUCGGUCUUCUGCUCAUACCAACGUAUCUGGGUUCCUGUGGCCCGCCCAUGCAUGAGGUUUAAAUGAUCUAUAUAUUAAGUACAUUGUUUCAGUUGCCUUGGCGGCAACGCGGCAGGCUUGCGCUUCCUAUUAAUACAUCUCUUGCAAGUAAUAAACUAGUGACUGCGAGAAACACAAUAACUAAACCAACAAACGCUAACUAAUACCUACAACUCCGUCCAAAGUUUGCCGUGGGUGGAACAAAAGCGAUAUAAAUCCACCUCACACCCAGGCGCGAUACUUAAUUGCCGGCUAUUCAUGAUCUUGCUGCACAACGGCGCGCAAUGACAAAAGUGGUACCGCUAGGUCUUCCAGCAAAGAAAUUAUGUGAACUGAGAAUUCUCAACAGUCGAACCGGCAUUAAACUAACUAUAUUUGUACUGGAUAUCUAAACACAGUUCGAAACUGUUUUCCCUAGCUAGAGGUCCAGUAUAAGAGUCAUCCAUUACUGGUCCACUGUGAGGAAACCUAAACUCUAAAGUUCUAAACUCAUUUAUCUAUCCAAUCAUUCCAGUCCAGAAUCCAGAGUAGAUUACUCCAGUCUUUAGUAUACUAAGUGCAAGCCCCAAACCAUAACUAUAUUAGGGUCUGAAUAUAUAAUGUUCCGGAUAAUCCCAAUUUAGCCUUAUAUUGAUGUACUGUAUGCACUAUUUGCGAUCUAUAUAAGUAUAUGUCUGAGAGAGACUACAGUUUAGUCAUGUUUUGGUAUUCAAUUUCGUCUUACUUUUAUUUCGUCCUGCAAAUAAUGUUGUCUUCCUCUUAUGUAAAUGGCCUAAGUCCCCAAAAUAUUAUGGUUAAAUUCACCCUCGCUAUCUUUUAUAACUAUCGCUCACUGAUCCCAAACGAAGGAUAUAGAGCUUACUUUUGAAGCCAGGAUAUUUAUGAGUGGGUGAAAUUCUUUACAAAUGGAAUGGUUAUGUGAUUAACUUAGCUUCACUAUGAAGCAAAUGUCUUUUUCUGUAUUACUUAAAACAUUUGGCUUCCCAAAUCUCUUCUAACGAGUUUUAGAACGCUUUAAUUAAACACUAUAGAUGCCGGGCCAUAUUCAUUAGUUUUAAGAAGAGUGGCCACUGAUGAUCAAUUAUUAUCUCGACAAUAUCUUUCAUUUCUCAACAAUAAACAGAAACUGACAGAACCUCAUCUAAGUUUCAGCAAGAACAAAGUAUAUUUGUGGUUGACAUUGCAAUAUGGCCGCCUUUGGCGUUGGACGGUGAACUUCUUGCGAGCUUGGACAUAUCGCCAAUUUCAUCCAUUAACGUUUUGUAGGUGUCAUAUGACUUUUAAUAAAAUGGUUCUUUUCCGUUACUUCCUUCACAAGCUGUAGUUUUGCCAGCAAUAUUCAAAAAAUAGGCAUAACAUUGCUUCCUGGCACUUCUUAUUUCCGAGUGGCAAUUGAAAGGGCGCCUCAGUAAGAGCCUGCUAGGCCAUGGACAUCACUGUUACAUUGUUUGUAUGAAGGAGGGGAGGGGUAGAUCAAUUGACUUUAUUAGUACUGGUUACUGAUCUGAAUAUGUGACUGGAUAGAGUAUACUUUUGAAUUCAAUCAACCAAGUUUGAAGCCAGAAUAUUUUAUAUAAUAGAUGAGAUUUUAAAGUAUGUCAAAACAUCUGAUUUUAAAGUAUGUCAAAACAUCUGCAAGUCUGAUCGUGGCGUGUUAAAAUGAGCUAUAUUAUCAAGCAGAUGUCUGUUCCUGCUGUAUGUAACUUGAAAGAUAUGGCUUCCCAUAUCUCUUCUAAUGAGUUGUAGAACAAUAUGCCAGGCCAGGGUGGGAAAGAUAUAGCUUCCAAUAUCUCUUCUAAUGAGUUGUAGAACUCAUUAGAAGUUUCUAAUGAGUUGUAGAACAAUAUGCCAGGCCAUGGUGGGAAAGAUAUAGCUUCCCAUAUCUCUUCUAAUGAGUUGUAGAACAGUAUGCCAGGUCAUUUUCAAGCUUGCCCGGUGUGGAUAUACAUGCACACUCAGAGUAACAUCACAAACAUCAUAUUCACCUGAGUACACAACAUCAACACAGAAAAAAUUAGAGUUGUAGAACGUUUUAAACACUAGAUAAUGAGACUUGUGGCAGCCAAUUUGGUGCGACCUCAUUAGUUAUUCACGGGCGAAUUUAAGGGGAAGAGAGGCCGCUGUUGAAAAUUUCUAUUCGGACAAUGUUUAUCCUUUCCUUCCGACAACCAGAAACUUUAAAAGAACCUCCUCCAUCACUUCUAACGACGAUCAAAUAAAGAUAAACAUGACUGUGGAAAUAAAACUCUGAAAAUUUAUCUUAUUUGGCUUCCAACCGCAGUCAGGCAAUUUAUCCAACUUCCCCUCUGUUGAACCACAAAAGUAAGAACAAAUAAUGGAAUACACACUUUUAAAUAUACAGUAUUGCUUCAAAAAUAUGGGAAAACAUACCUGUAAACAUAAAAAUCAAUUGGUAUAUUUAAAUAAUAUUUCUCUUGUCUGAACAAAUUUAGAAAAGUGAUCAAUUAAUAUAGUUUGUAUAUAGUCUUGGUUAGAUAUUAAGUAUUGUAAUGUGUGUUAUUUAGAGACAUAAUUUGUCUCUUUUGGCUUAUCUCAUUCAGUUAAUGUCAUGAAAUAGUAGACAGUGGUCAACUAGAAAGCUAUGCUCAGUUUGACCACUGUGCACUACCACUAUAUUGAUUUUACCAUCCUUUUUCUUUUCGUUCUAUUUUUUAUUCCAAAACUGCUUUGUAAUUAAUCUAACGAAAUAGUGCAAAGAUCAAUGUCUGGAAUAUGGCGUUGCAAUAUUUUGCCAUUAACUUUUACUUUAUGUUAAUUUCAGAUUUCGCAAACUUAGAGAAUCGUACGGUACGAACGAAACGAAGGAGUACUUCAUGAAAGUUUUACCACAAAACAAAUUGAGAAUUGUUUGUCCGAGCUCUAUAACAAUAAAUGACUGGAUUGGUCGAUAUAACCGCGACAGAUACCAAAAUUUUUGGCUGGUGGAUAAAAAUGGUUAUGAUAACUGUAAAGUGAACGACGAUACGAAUCCAAGCAUGAAUAAGUUGAUAAUGACGUGCAAUUCACCGAAGAACGUUAUCAUAAAAACAUUUCAGUUUCACCCAAGGUUUAGCCAACAAGAACCGCGGUUUGUUCCUGGACGCCAUUAUUAUUUUAUCGGUAAGACAGGAAAACCAACAGGGAUAGAAUGGAAUAUAAUGAAAUAGAAUUAAUUAUUUACAUGAAAAAAUUACUCAAUGCUGAUUGAAAAAAAAAUACUCAAUGUUGUUGUUUUACAAAAACCUGAAUACAAAGGUGACAUUUAUAAUUAAAUAGAUAACAUAGAUAAAUAGAAUGAAGAUUGGAAGGAAUAAAAGUGCUACCUUUGUUGAGGCUGAUUUGCUAAAAGCUCUGUUUUUUUCUCCUACAGCGACGGGUGGUGGAGAUGCAAAGACACUUCAAGAUAAGUCUGGAGGUCAUUGCACGAAGUAUCAUAUGAAACUUCAUAUCUAUGUUUGUAACCCUAAGAAAGGUUAGAAAUUUUGCAAUGAUACAGUAGUUAAUAUGUGGUGGGAAAUGGCACAGGAAAUGUUGAGUGAAGUAUGUAUGUUGAUGGUGGUGGUGAUGAUGGUGAUGAUGGUAAUGAUGAUGAUGAUUGCAGUGAUAAUAAUUGUGGUGAUGCCGUGAUGAUGGUGGUGGUGAUGGUGGUGAUGGUGAUGAUGAUGAUCGUAAGGUCAUUCCUAAAGGAAAUAGACCAAAGAAUUUUUUUCAAGAUGGCUAUUUUUCAAGAUCGUUAUAACACGAAAGAAUCAACAACCAGACACUUAUAACAAUCCUAAACCUUACCAUAAACUUAACCCCAAUCCUAAUCUUAACAUUAACCCCUAAACUAAAGCGAACUCUGAGAAACCUUCGUCUCGUUCACCUUUUCAACAUUAACGUGAUGGUAAUGAUGAUGAUUGUGGUGAUGUAGGUUGUUGUGAUUGUGGUGAUGAUGGUGAUCAUAAUUAAUGGUGAUUGUGACGAUGAUGAUUAUAAUGAUGGUGGUGGUGGUGGUGGUGGUAGUAUUGAUGAUAAUGAUGAUGAUGUUUGUGAAGCUCUUGCUAAACGUGCCAUUGGUGAUGAUAUGGCAAUGAUGAUGGUGAUGUUGACGUUGAUGGUGAUGGUGAUGGUGAUCAGUGUUUCUGUCGAUAUUGAUGUUGUUAUUAUUGGUUUUGCUUUUGUUAUAAAUGUUUGGUUGGGAACAACCAUAUUCACAAAGCAGUCAUUAACACCAUGCAAAUAUAUUAAGAAAUUAUACAUUAUUCCAAACAGAGACCUGUAUAUGGGAACAACCAUACUGUGAACCAACGUAUGAAUUUGAAAGAGUUAUGACAUCAUAUAGUCGCAGUUUACCACCACCAACGAGAGGUGUAGUCACCCUUGCCCCUCUUCCUCCGACUCUGCCUCCUUCUCCGAGCAUCAAUAAGCAAGCCAUGACCUUCCGCCCAACAAAUGUCAUCGCAACUGAGCCAAAAAAUGGCAUAGCUGAAGAACAGAGGGAUCGAGAAUGUCAAAAUGAAGAUGAUGGAGGUAAACAGGUUAUUUUUUGUGUGUGUUUUGAUGUUGGUAAACAGGUUAUUUUGAUGCCAUUUCGAUGCAUGUAUCUGUGAUGGUGAUUCUCAGAAAUAUCCUGCGUGGGACUAUUUUUAUGCUGCACACCUGUACAAACGCACGAGUUGUUAGUUAAAUAAAAUUCGUUGCUGCAACUAAAUUGUUAAGUUACAUUGCACCCUAUUUUGUUAUUUCACUGUGUCUAACGCCAGGAUACUGUUUAAAACUAAUUUAAUUUGAAUUAGAAAAGAGUGGAUAGACAGACGUAAGGAUUGAACACAUAUUUUAUAUGGAAACAUGUAUUUUUAGUUAUUAGCUAAAUCCUCGACCCCACCAGCUCUGCUGAUUAAUUUAUCCGAUAAAUAAAGAGAUUGGUCGAUUUUUGCUAAGCAUUAUUUCUUUACUUUUAGCUUCAGUGCACAUGAUCCUCAAUUUUGUUCUGGGCGGAGUAAUUCUGUUUAUGGCAGUCGUGAUCGUCAUUUUGUCUUGUGGAUUAGCGUAAGUUUUUCAUUUAUUAAACUUUUAUUUUGCAACAGUGGCGGACACUGCAUGCAAUAAUUUUGUAAAAGUCUGGUACCAAAUAUCACAAGCAUUGUUUAGAAGCAAGUGGCAAGCAUGCAAUCACACCCAUAUAACGUAAUUGUCAUAUUAAAUAAUGACUAUUAAAUAAAACUUAAGCUAAAGUUAGCAAUAUAGCAAGCAAUAUAUGAUUCUGUACAAUGCAUGCCAAUUAUGCCACAACAUACGCGUUUUAUACAAUCUGUGCAUGAUUCCUCACAGGUGUACUUAUAAAAUAUUUUAACAAUCCCGAGUUGAUAGUUCUAACUCUACAGUAUAUUAAACAACAUAACGAUUAGCGAAUCGACAUGAUUAGUUGUUCUGUUUGACAAUGGUUACAUGCUAUUUGGUUAGCAUGUGUCGGACCAGUUACAACGUAUGUCGGAUUGGUACAACAUAUGAGUAUGAGAGUCGAUGAGAGUUGGCAGUCACUUAUUGUUACGGGGACCUCUCAAGCUCUAGAUUAACAAAAUAAGGAUUGAUGAGUGUUCCAACUUAAAUAGAAUACAUGAUAGUCUUUAAGAGCAGCUAACCAUGCAAGGUCGCGUGACUGCCAACUCUCAUGCACUCUUAUCCUCGUUUGAUCCUGGGUUUAGUCUUAAUAUCAAUCCGUUAUCAUUCACUUUUAGUCGAAAAUCAGAACCAGCCAGGCCGGCUUCUGGGGCAUUCUCAGCCGUAUCCACCCAAGAACCUAACGGCAACCUGUACCAAGAAAGUGCCAGAUAUAUUCAACCAUUGUAUACUCCGGCAAAAUCACCUCCACAAACGCCGAUUAGCCUCAACCCACCAUUCUACCUCGCACCAAUGGCAGAAAUUCGACCGAGGUCAUCGUCCAAUAGAAAUGCAUUUAAUAAUGCUGUCUAUGGCAGAAGGCAGGACAGUGUCGAUGCACAAGCGGGACAGAUCGAAGUGUCACCGAUGUUGUCCGACAAUUAUCCGAAUACGCCCGAACCAGUAUAGGAUGAUAGAGGUAUAGCAUAUACCUUAAUUCAAGAGCAAUAGGUAGCUUCUAUCAUACCUCCCAGCCAAAGAUGGUGGCCUAUAUAUAUACUGCAUAGUGCCUCGGCUUUGCAUAAAUGAAGCCAUUGACGACCAUUUUGGUGUGACCACCCCAAAUCCAUUGUGGUAUUUAUUGUUGACACUUUAGAAGAGGUUUCUGCAGUUUCUGAAGAGGUUACAGCUCCUGCCUAUUGCUGGAAAGGACGAGUAUUGUCUAGCUAGAAAUUGAUCAUCUCUGCUUCUUCUUGAAUUUUCUAGCCAAUAUUUAAUGCGUUCAGACCAACAUGGCUGCAGGCUGUCUCAAGUCUCAUCAGUAAUGUUUUUAAUACAUUCGUACAAAACUACCCAGGCAGGACAAGUCGAAGAAAAAUUUUAUAUUUUCAGAUAAACAUCCAAAUGCAGCUCGAUGUCUUAAUUCAAGAGCGAAAGGCUAAUUCGUGGGAUCAAAUAUAAAUUAUCGACAACUAUAUAUAUAAUGUAAUAUAGGUAUAAUAGAACACAUAUAUAUAAUCUACAAUGAUCACACCACAGUAUGCUUUAGGAAAAAUGAAACCAUUAGUUUCCGGAGAAACACUGUAUAUAAUGUUUAGAGCUUGUUGACACAGUCAGAUUUAUCGGGUUGAUUUCAGAUUUGUAUUAAUGAUAUUUCAAAAUUGCAACGGGUGAUAAAUUUUGGUGACGUUUUCAUAUAGGUGGACAGUCAAUUCACUGCAUGGUUAAACCAACAUUCGUUCAUGAGAUUCAUUUUCAGUCUGAGAUAACCAAUUUAUUGGUUGUUUUAAAGUGCCUAUGACACGAAAUUUCACCCCAAAGGUUUAUGGUUGCAUUGUAAAGGUCACUUAAAAUAACUUAAUAAUUUCUUUUAUAGAAUUUUGGUAACUUGCUCCCUUUUCAAGAUAUUCAACUUUGUUUCAUAUGCAAAUAUCACCGGUGUGACAUCACAUCACAUCACAUAAUGAGUUUUUUCGAAUUUUCACGAUCGGAAACGUUUUUUAGAUGAAUGAAAUCCAUGUUUGAAACCGAUGAGGCUAGUUUAGAAUGCGCUGUAGUUGCUACAGCGUAGUUGCUACAGCGCAUUCUAAACUAGCCUCAUCGGUUUCAAACAUGGAUUUCAUUCACAUAAUGAGUUUUCAGAAAAGUAUAGUUUUCUUGACGAAUACGUAUCUAAAAACUUAAAAAUUGCCCUUGUGUAUGUAUUAAUUUCAUAACUGGUAAUUAACCCUCUGUAUUUGUUUGUAAAAAUAUUUUAUCCAGGUAAAAUAUCGCGUUUUCAAAAUGUUGUUAUACGAUGUAAUGUCACACCGGUGAUAUUUGCAUAUGAAACAAAGUUGAAUAUCUUGCAAAGGAAACAAGUUAUACCAAAAUUCUAUAAAAGAAAUUAUUAAGUCAUUUUAAGUGAUCUUUACAAUGCAAUCAUAAACAUUUGGGGUGAAAUUUCGUGUCAUAGGCACUUUAACUAGUCUUUUUUUACAGUGUUCUUUAUUAGUCAAAUCUCCCGACAAAUCCUAAUGUGUGCAGCCUCAAUAUGUGAUUCAUUCUGUAUAAAUUUUGUCGUCUCGUUAAAAACGAGAAAAAUUUUUAUUCUAUGUUUGUAAAUAAUCAAGAAUUUUUUAAACGACGUUUGCUUUUUAAUUCGCAUUGCACUGUACUGGGUGUCAAGAAGUUUCGGUGCUUUGACAGUUUGAUCAUAUUUAAUAAAACAUAUACU
This is a messenger RNA of Paramuricea clavata, 52690 nucleotides long. The record is from the annotation of a GenBank genome assembly. NCBI's taxonomy places the organism in Eukaryota, Metazoa, Cnidaria, Anthozoa, Malacalcyonacea, Plexauridae.